This is a messenger RNA of Pelobates cultripes (western spadefoot toad), 63164 nucleotides long. The record is from the annotation of a GenBank genome assembly. NCBI's taxonomy places the organism in Eukaryota, Metazoa, Chordata, Amphibia, Anura, Pelobatidae.
AUGGCGGCGGAAGCCGGCGGAGGGGAGCAGUUGGUUCGAUUCGUGAAGCUGAGUGGGAGAGCUUCAGGUGAGAGAAUGAUGGGAGUGAGAGUUAAAGAUUGAGAAAAUGAUCCAGCAGGGAAUAUACAUAGCGCUUGGUCCUGUACAUGUAUGGGGCAGACCCCAUGGGCCAUGUGGGGCUAUGGCAGCUGGCUGGGGUGUCAGACACAGGGGGUGGGGGAUUUUGUAUUAAUUAAUAUUGUGUUAAUAUUGUAUCAUCCUGUGAGCCCCAUACACUGAGUGAGUGCUCGGGGUGAAGGUAUACUGUAAGGGGUUAAAGGGACCCUAUGGAGCAUGUUUUGUAACAUAUUGAUACAAGGUUUCAGCUGUGUUUGGAGAGUGGUUGAAGGGCAGGCUCCCUACAUUUUAUUUAUUAGUUUUAAUUCCCUUUUGGUAGUUUUUGCACUUUGUAUCAGAUAACAGUAGUUGUGAGUGCUGUGUACCUGUUAUUGGAUCGAUUGGGCGGUAUGAAUAGUCUGCUAUAAUAACACCUAGUGGAUCAGGCAGGUCUAUUCGAUAUCCACUGCAUGACUUGAACAUUUAACUGCAGAUAUGUUUGUGCUGAUGCUGCAGUUAACCUAGUCACCUCUCUUGUGUUGUCCUUUUAGAGGUUUCUCAAGGUUUCCGUUAACAUUGUGGUUUUAUUUAUUCUACUACUCUGUGUAACCUGUAAGGUUGUUUUUUAUUUUAGUUUUUUGUAUUUUGCGGAUUGACAUGGAUUAUUGACUUUGGGAAUGGUCAGUUUAAUGCACCAACCGUAGAAUUUGUGAAACUGCAGGUCUGGCAGGAUUAACUUUUUUUAAAUUUAUUUUAAGGUUUUUAUUAAAAUGAGAACCACUGUGAUAGACAAGAACUCGGUACCAAAUUAAUUACUUGAAAUAAGAGAAAUCCGAAUCUUUUACCCAGAUCCCUAUCUCCCCCUUGUCUUGUAGGUACAGAUUCUACUUUACUGUUAUUUUGUAGUUAUGUUCUUUUUAUCUCUCACUCUGCUCGAAGUGUAACCAUUUGCCGUAUAGCUGGAAGAUCUUCUUUAAAAACGUAAUUAUGAUCAUUACAUUUUGUUACACUGUGGUACUGCUUUCCAGGUACUCUUCUUCUAUACAUAUGUCAAUUCUUGUGUUACUGCUUCAACAGUUUUUUUUGAAAUUUUUAAUUGUCCUUGCUAAAAAUAGGACAGUAUGAUUUUAAGCAUCACUAACAUUGUCCAGGGUUUUUGUAUUGCACGAUAAAAGUUUGAAGAUUCAUUAUUUGAGUCCUGUGAGUGCACUUUACUGGAUGAUAUAUUUUGAAUGAAGAAGGCACCCAGGCGAACACAAGACCGUGAGAGUGAGUGCUGGACCCACUUGGAUAUAUAGAUAGUAGUGUUUUGUUUUUCCAUAUUUUCUUCAGUAUAACUGUUUGCCCCGAGCUCUCUUAAAGUUAAGCUGCCAUCUACAAAUUCUGUGUCUGAGAAGUUCAUAUUUAGAUACUGUGUUUAUAAAAUCACCAGUAUUUUCCUCUCGAAUAGUGGCAGUACUGACAAGUGAGGAUGUGCUUUCUAAAAUUGGACAAGAAGCUCCCCCUUCUUUUUGAACAUACCUGCCAUGCUCCACCUGGUGGCCAUAUAAACUCUGUACCUUAGGAGACUCCAGUUCUUCUUGUCCCGGCAACGGGAUGGACAGCUCCUCCGAAGGACCAGGCAAAGAGUGGUGCGGUCAGCACAGGCUGCUGAUUGGGGAGGCGAGUGCUCGAUGGCUCCUCAGACGGGAGCUGAGCGGCAAAUCUACUUCUGUAUGUUGCGUUACGGAAGUGCCCGGAAGCAGUCUUAUGUGGCCUCUUCUUAGGAAGUCCCAGGUGGACCUCCCACUGGUAAUGCUCACGCAUGCGCACAGCAGUGGAACGCACGCCCGGGAGGUAUUGUGUUCCACUGAACACCAAAUCGCACUACAGCUCAUGCACGAAACGGUGGUUUAGGUAUUUUGCUGCCAAAUUUAAAAUUUUGGCCAUAAAUGCUGUGCGGAACCUGUCUGACCCCAAGGGUGGGUGUCCAGUACAGAUCCUCCAUGUCACCAGCCCUCCUACACGGUUGUGAGGUGUUUGAGGUGAGAUUUUAAUUUAAAACUCCCUUGAACGCCUUUCACUUAUUGCAUGCUUUCUGAAACUUAGUUUUUGUUUCUUUACAGCCAUGUCCAGUCCUACUUCUCCAGAUAAAGCUGAAAAAGAAAAGAUGUCAGCUACUAUCCCAAAAAAGGCUACAAACAAAUCAAAGCACUUGUGUUGCUUGGAAUGUGCAGUUCCUCUACCUGACGGUUGUCGUAAAAAAACCUGUAACCAGUGCUCAGCCUUCCUAAACAUUUCCUGUAAAUCCUUACUGGAAAAAUCCAAGCGAAAUGUCCUCAUUCCUGUGCUGGUUCCAGGAAAAUCUAUCCCAGACCUUCAAGUCUUUUAAAGAUACUGUUAAAAAAGACAGCGGACCUGCUGCUAUUCAAGGAAAACAGACGAAAAAAUUUAGGAAAGAUCUCCAUCCCUGUCUGAACUCUCAUCAGAGGAAUGCCCAUCGUCUUCCAUUCAGAGGUUUCCAGUCUGACUUCAAGUGUGGAGGAAGGUUUUCCACCGGAAGAACUAAAAAAGUAUAUCAAAGAAGUAUCAGCAGUUCUUCAGGAAACUGAACCUACCAAGGGUACAGUAUAAGGCUUUCCUAUGCACCAUAGGAUUAUGGAUCUCCUACAAAGAGAGUGGGAAAAAUCCUGAAAGACGUGCCUUUUUAUUUCUAAGCACUUUAAACGUCUUUUCAAGCUUCAUACUAAAGAGAAAUAUAUGGGAAGACCUUCCUAAAGUCGAUAUUCAGGUAGCACAACUGUCAAAGAAGACCCGAUACCUAUUGGUGAGGUUUCUGGGUUAAAGGAUCCCAUGGACAAGCGAGCUGAAACUUCUAGUAGAAGGAUAUUCCAGGCCACUGGCUACCAAUGCAGAGCCGGAAUAGCGGGUUCAGCAGUACUUAAAGCCCAGAGUGUGUGGCUUCAAGCCCUAGAAGAAUCUCUCAUGGGAAAAUCGGAUCAUGACCCGGCUCAGCUAUUGUUUCUUUCAGAUGCCUCUGAUGAGAUGCUAUGAUUAUCAUGGGUUUGUCCUCUGUGGCUAGAAGAGACUUAUGGCUCAGAACUUGGACUGCAGGGGCUGGUGAGGACUUCAGUUCUAUAGAUGUUUAAAAUAUGAAUUUCUUAAUUUUGGGCUAAAAAAAAUAGGGGUCGUCUUAUACACGAAUAAAUACGUUAAUUGAAUUAAAUCCAAUUUAUGGAGAUUUUUACCGUUAAUACCAAACAUUUUAAAAGUGCUAAACAUAUACUCUUUGUAACGAAAAAAGGUUAAAGAACACUCCAAACACCAUAACUACUUUAGCCCAAUGUAGUGGUUAUGGUGCAAGGAGUGUCUUGGCGUCUUCCCAGUGUAAGACAACUGUGUGUGGGGUGUGUGGUGGUUGUGUUUUUUUUUUUUUAAUAGAAGGGUCAUGCAACUUGCCUGGAACAUACCCAGCAGAACCCAUCGUAAGUUCUCAAAAGGUUUGACUGCUUACUCUGGGAGUGCACAAGUGCACUCCUGGCACCAUUACCACUACAGCGGGCUGUCUUCUAAUGCAGGGCUUUACAAAUUUGUUUGGAAUCUAGGAGCCAGCUGAAGGGAGCUGCUGGGAAUGUAAGUAAGCGCUUGCUGCGGUCCCCCUCUGUACUUUCCAUGCCACCGGACCACCAGGGAAUGUUAUAUUCCUCCCCCCGCCCCCCCCCACCCCUCCUUGGCCAGGUAACAAGCAGGGAGGAGGGGACUAAAUAAAAAAUGCCCUUCCCUUAAAUUGCAUACCUACAGAAAUACACACACUACACAAAUGCACUGUAUAUAAUGCAAUGUUUGUGUAGUGUGUUUAUAUAAUGCACACUACACAAACACACACUUUGCAUUUAGUGUAUUCACACUGCAUUCACUUUACACACACUACAUUCACAAUACACACUACACAAACUCUGCAUUCAUUAUAUACACAAAUACACACUGCAUCCACUAAACACACACAGCUCCUCUGUCUAAACACACUGCAUCCACUAAACAUGGCAUGUAUAUCUUGUUCAUUUACUUUUUUUAGAAAUAGUUUAUUUUUUCAAAAUGGUAAAUGUACAGUAAGCUAUCACCCUGAUUGUUCACAGAUUAUCGGUAUCGGCUCUAAAAAAAAAUCAAUAUCGGUCGAUACCUAAAAAAUAUGUAUGUAUGUGUAUAUAUGUACACACACUUGUUUUGAUUGAACCCCACUCAGCCUUCCUACCUUUGGAAGAGCUGAGUGGGUCUUUCCCUGGGGUCCAGUGGGGCUGCUCACUUCCUGCGUGCUAGGGAGCAGUACUCCGGAGUGAUGUCAUAUUUUGGCUCCCAGCAUCAUUAGCGCAAGGGAGCAGAGAGGCGCCACAGGCGGAGUACUGCUCCCUGCCUAUAAUGCUCCUUUUAGGGCAGCCGUCCGUCAAAGGGGCCACACUAACUAGAGAGAUGGCAAAUCUCAGGCGCCAGAGCGAAAUUUCUAGUCGCCGUGACUAUCUGGCACCAUGUAUUUGUCGAGUCCUGUUAUAAUAUAUUUUUAUUAAUUAAAGGGACUCUUCAUGCAACAUAUCUAAUUUGUUACUGGACUAUGUAUUCAUCCAUCUUUCUAAGAAACUUUUAAAUAAUCUAUGCCUCUCAAAGUAACACAGUUUAGCAGAGUCCACCAUGUUAAUUUACAGGGAACAUUGCAUCUUAACUAUUGCACCUUAUUGUAGUGCUUAUGGUGCAAUUACUCUUUUGGUAGUUUUUGUUUUUAUUCUUUGGCAAACUAAUCUCCUGUGGCUUACUUAAAAACCUGGCCUGUCCAGCACUCCCAGCACUGUCCUUCUAAUUGGUCACUUGUACAUUAUGCACCUAAAGCUGUUUGACAUUGGACAGCAGUAAUAGACUGCAUGCGUUGGGCUACGCUGUUUAUUGCUUUGCACCCUAUUUUUGCUCCCCAAAUUGCAGGGUUGGCACCUAACACUUGCACCAUAACCACUGCAUCUGUUGUGGCUAAGGUGCUCAGAGUAUCUUUUAAAGGGGCACCCACAUUCCUAAUAAAUACCGGGACUUUUAAUUGAGCUUUCAGCAUUUUAUUUAUGUAAACUAUUAGCUGAACUAUGCCAUCAUGUACAACUGUAUUAUUGAAAGGAGGAAGGGACAAAAAGCGAGCUGUAGACACGUAUAGGAACCAGCAAGAUGAUAUAUUUUAGAAUGGAGGAAGUAGAACAAAAGGAAACCAUAAGCAUGCAAAAUAUGAUAUGAUUUUUUUUUUUUUUAAACUGUAUAAAAUUAGGCAUGCAAAACAGUACAGCAUAUUUUCGUCAAAGGCUAAAUACUUCAUUGGGUCAAAGCAUCUAACCUGGUAUGAGUUAGUAUAAACUUCUGUGAGGGCAAACUCGUACUGGAAGACAGAGGGCACCUGACACAGCACGGCGAUUAUGAGGUUGUCAUGGAGUGCCCUUUAGUAUAAACUGAUAUAUUAUAGAUAUUUUGAUAUUUACCAGACAGCAGGUACUCCUGGGCAAGCAGUGAAAAUUUGCUUCAGCUACUCUUGAUUAUCCAGUAAAAUGUUUAGUUUGUGUUUCAAACUAACCUACUGAGGCUGUUGUAAUGCAGUAAGUGAUUUGGAAUAAAGAAGCAAUGAAUUUCUCUAGAGACAUUGCUUUGUUUAUAUAGCCAUUCACCUGUUUAUGUGAAACACAGCUUGAGAGCACACAGAUGUCUGAAAGCUGAAAUCACCCAGAACAUUUUUGAGAAGGGGAAAAUUGAGUCUUUUGUAUUUGUUAGCAACCACUAGUGACUGAUGCAUGAGAUAUGGACUUAAUUGUCUAGAUUUCUACAUGCUAAUGUGUAUUUGAGGAACGUACAUUACGGCAUUUCUACAUAAAAUUUGUUUUUCUCUGGGGAAAUAUGUGUAGGAAUUUUAUUUUUUUUCAUUUGAUAUUGGGGCAUUUUUGUACUUUCCCAAUGUUUUGUGGUUGUGUUUGUGUGUUUUUUUUUUUUUUAUAUUUAAAGGAACAUUCUAUUGUACUACGAUCAUCCCUGGUUGUGUUGGUGUUUUUUUUUGUUUUGUUUUUUUUUGGUUCAAAAAGUUGAAAAUAAAAGGAACUAUCUUUGUGAAUACUUGCCUAGUCCCUUUUAGAUACAGGGCCAUCGAGAUCAUCAUUCUGAAGACCUCUGGUCCAAUGAAAUGUGUGGCAAACAUUUUUCAGAAACUGCAAUAUUAUGCUCCAAAGCAGUCCAUCAUAAUCUUAAGGGACACUAUAGUCACCAGAACAAGUACAGCUUAAUGUAGUUCUUCUGGUCAGAAUAAUGCUUCCCCUCAGGCUUUUUGCAGUAAACACUGUCUUUUCAGAGAAAAUGCAGUGUUUGCAUUACAGCCUAGUGAUAACUCCACUGGCAACUACUCAGAUGGCCAAUGGAGGUGCGUUAUGGGGCAGUGCUCCACAGUGUGCAGCACUGCCAUUCAGCAUCUCCAAGCUCUGCAUGGAGACACUGAACUUUCCUCCUAGAGAUGCAUUGAUUCAAUGCAUAUUUGUGAAGAGGUGCUGAUUGGCCAAGCUGGCAUUUGGCCCCGCCUUCUUGCUGAUUUCAGCCAAUCCAAUGCUCUGCUUCCAGGUAAGCAUUGGAUUUUGGAUUGGCCAAAAUCAUCGAUUCUGAUUGUAACGGAUCACCUGGCACCCCGACUGGGUACCUCCAUUGAAGGAUGCUCCUAGCGCUUCCUGAGGACUCCAGCAGACUCCAUAACCACUGUAGACUCCUUCAGGUAGCAGAACAUGAACGAGCUCUUACAAGAGCUUAGUAGUGCUAUAGCAAGAGAGUAUGACUAGCAUAGCAAUCCCUUGUAGCAGAUUCCCCCAAUAAGAGACGGCCCUCCAAAUUGAGGGUGAAGUAGAACUGAAGCUUUUAAUCAAACACUCUGCUUUUAUGUCCAUUUUACAAACAUAGUACCGUCCACAGGGUUUUGAAGAACAAACCAAUCAAUACAUUACAACACGGCUAAAAAAAUCCCAUUCAUACCAGUAGAAAUACUCCCCUCUGCCUGUGAUACAAUUACUGAACACAAUGGGCUAACGUAAUUAUCACAAGCAGGAAAAUACAGUUUUACACAAUAUUCAUAAUUUUAAAAGUAUACAUCACAUUCACAUAAAACUUGCAUUUUCAGAAUCCGCAUACUCCAAAUACAAACAUACUCAGACAAUUCCUUCCAUUGGUUUAAAAGUUAGGUCGAAGUCCUUUUGUGACCAUUGAAGCGUGGCUUUCCAGCCAAAACCAGUUCCAGAGUCCUCUAUCCUGGAGAUAAUUGGCUUAACUGGGUGUGGUAAGCCAACUAUCUCCAGGUACAGAAAAUGUCUCUAUUCACAACAGCAAAAAUACAAAAUUCCUAUCAUACUGAACAGAACAUCCACAUUCAACCUAUCCCCAGAUUGCUUGGAUCUGAGCGCUCAAUAUAUUCAAACAGCACUCAGAUCCCACAAACACAGUCAAAUCGCCAUGGGGUUCAAGUCUAGCAUGGGCUGCUGAGAGGGUCCAUAGUCAUGAGGCAGGAGGUUGGCAAUCCGGCUUCUCCAUAAUCCAGUGGCGAGGUAAGUUUCGACCCACUGUCAGCAAGGCGGCAGAUCAGGGGCGGGGCCACUGCCGGCAGACCUGUGUGACGCUGAAAAUAAGGUAUGUUUCUUUUCCUUUUAAGAGGAAGGGGGGGUGCAAUCCACCUAAAUGGAGUUUUUAACACCAUAGGGUCAGGAAUAGACAUUUGUGUUCCUAACCCUAUAAUGUUCCUUUAUGUUUACAUUAUACUGAAGUAGCCAGAAGAGUUGUUCUUGGCUCCAUGCCAAUCACACCCUAAAUUAUACAAAAGAAUGCACUGUUGGGUCACUAGGAACCAGAACAGGGCACUGAGAUUUUAUGCUUGGGGGUGUGGUUGGCUUAACCACGCCCCCAAAAGGUGCAAGAGUGCGGAGCUUUAGUGUUUAGAACUUUUCUGAUAUCACAAUGCCGACAUGCGGUGUCCGUGUCUGUUUCCAUCUCCUGGCUAUCAGGAGGUUAGCUGCUGUCAGUAUGUGAAACAGUAGGCCAGCUUGUGGUUUUGGGUGGGAGUCUAGUGAUAUAAAUAAGGCACACUCUGGGCUUAGCUUAGUUUCAACUCGUAAUGCUCCCUUAACUGUCUCCUCCACCAUAUUCCAAUAUUCCCUAAGCGCUGGACAAGUCCACCAUAUGUGGAACAUUGUGCCCUCUUCUGUUAAGCAUCUCCAACAUAAUUUGGAGGUGUUGGGGUAAAUGUUCGCUAGUCUUGUUGGCACCAGGUACCAUCUGUAUUGUAUCUUGCGCAUGAGCUCUAAGUGCGAUGCACAUCUGGAUCUGCCUUUAUGAGCCGUGAAAGCCAGGGUCCAUUGUUCAUCUGAGAAUACUGUACCCAUGUCUCUGUGCCAUGCGUCUCUAAAAUUGUCUGUCUGUAGUUGUUGGUUUGAAUCAUUUGAGCAGUGUAUAUAUAGGAGUGAGAGUGGUUUCUAAGGCAUGGUCAUGGAUACACACGCUCUUUCUACUCUGUGUAUGUUGCGGAGUAGUCAGGGUGGUGUCGUGUGCUAAUAUUCCCUUUAGUUGCAGGUAAGAGAAUAUCAUUUUUUGCGGUAGGCCAUACUCUGUUUGUAAUUCUGGGAAUUGUCUCAGUUGUCCCUGCCCAUACAGAUGUUUUACUAGGGUGCAUCCUUUUUCUAUCCAAAUGCGGUGAUCGAAAGCAGGGUAUGCUACAUGUAUGCUAUAUGGGAGUGGCCAGCGCCCAGUCGGUGAUAUAUCCGAACUGUGGCUUGGUCUUAUCUCUGGUUUUCAAUAGGAUUUCUGUGGUGGCGGUUAUAUCCGGGAGCCGCGGGCGUUGCCCAUGCGGUACCCAGAAGAGGUAUUUAAGACCUUUGGGACAAGUCCAGGACGAUUCCAUCUCUAUCCAUUGUGGUGGGUUUUGGGCUGUGUGCUUGUAGGGCUGUGGUCAAUAGUGCUGCUCUAUAGUACCUCCGCACCUCUGGCAUUCCCAAUGCCAGGGUUCUAGUGAGAAUCUUCGUGGCUACUCGUAUUUUUGUGUGCAGAAGCUGUGUGUUCUGCAGCCGUCUCAGGUAUGUGUUUGGUAGGGGGAUCUGUGUUCUAAGUAGGUAUUGUGGUCAUCAUCUUCAGUCGCCAGUCUCCCCACCCAUGACAUAUAUUUAUCUUCCCAUUUCUUCAGUGUGUCGCCUAUUUCUCCUUGUAAUCUGCCAUAAUUAAGGUCCAAAAGACCCUGUGGAUCUUUCGGAAUCCGCAGACCCAGGAACGUGAGGUGGUCAUCCCUCCAGUCCAGUGGGAAUGAGUUUGAAGUGUGGUAUCCCUAUCCCCAUAGCUUGGGUUUUCGUGACAUUAAGUUUAUAGUACGAUUGCUCCCCAUAUCUUUCCAUUUCCUGCAGGAGGUUUGGUAGUGAUAUGUGCGGUUGUGUAGUGUGAGUAGUAUCAUCUCAUGCUUUGUGCUCCUAUCAUACCGUGUAUCGCACGUAUCUUCUUGUCAUUUCCCUGUCUCGGACAGAAAUCCUGCAUUGAGUACCCUUGCUGAGGGCUCGCUGUAUAGGGCCUGCACUACCAACACACAAACCUGAGGGGAUUCCGAACUUGCCUAGAACUGCUCGUAGGAACCCCCAGUGGAGGCGGUCAAAGACUUUUUCAGCGUCGAGGGAGACCAUCAGUCCCCCUCGCCGCUGGUUCUUCAGGUGGUGGAGGAUGUUAAUGACCUUUCUGGUGGUGUCCGCUCCCUGUCUUCCCUUGAUGAAGCCCACCUGGUCAUUGUGGAUUAUGUGUGGUAGUAUGUUUCCCAGCUGGUUUGCGUACCGUUUAGCGAAUAACUUCGCAUCGGUGUUGAGGAGGGAGAUGGGUCGGAAGUUUCGCAGUAUUGUUGGGGUCUUAUUGGGUUUAGGAAGCAUGAUGAUGUGGGCGGAUUGGUCCCUCUAUUCUGUAAUGUGGAGUCCCCCACCUGUCCCCGUGCUCAGUCUGGAGCACUUAAGUUACCCUACGGGUGUGGUGUAUUUCCGUACAUUACCCUGCCCCGUAGUUGGUAGUCUUGUACUUUUUAGGUGCCAUAGAGCAUCCCCAUUCAAAGUCUCUGUCCUUUAUCUCUUUUUUUCGACCCAGGAGAUGUCCGCAUAUAUGGUGAUUCCUCUGUAGGCCGUAGGCCAGUCUUUCUGUCUCCUGCUAGCGUUGAGUAUUGCUUCUUUAGCAUGGUAAUAGUGCAUUCGUAGCAGGAUGUCUCUUGGAGUGUCUGCUGGCAGGAAUUUUGGUUUGGCGGUUCUGUGGAUUCUAUCCAGCAGGAGCAAGUCCUGUGUCAGGUCUGGAGCCAGUUCCUUCAGCAGGCCCGUUACGUGGGCGGUGAGGUCUUCUGUUUUUACCUCUUCCGCAACUUCUCGUACUCGUAGGUUGUUGCGGCGUGCCCGGUCCUCCAUAUCCGCAAUUUUGAGGUCCUGGUUGUCCAGUCUUAUUACCAACCCCUCCACCGUGUCUGCUAGGGAAUUGUGGGCCUCUGCCAUUUCCGAGAGUUGAUCCUCUGUGUGCGAUGUGCGUUGGCCUAUGUCUUGUAGUUCUUUUAUUAGAUCUUUGAUAGCGCUGUCCAUCUUCCCCACAAUCUUGUCUGGCAUCUCCUCUAGAAGCUUUUUCAAAGUGCUAUGGGUCAAUGGAUUGUCAUUUUCGUUUUCACCAGGCUGGGUCUCUGUUUCCAGUUCCCCUCCAGCGCCAUCUUGUGAGUGCUCUGCCUGGUUUGAGGCCUUGCCCUGCCCUGCUCUGGAGGCAAAGAAGCUGCUUCUUUCUCCCCUCUCGCCGGUUCUCUUGCUUUUGGGUUGGGACAUUGUGGCUGCAGGCGUUAUCUGGACCUGAUCUGAGGCUUUAGCGUGCUGUUUAUGACUCCUUUUUUAGCCGGCACGGAGCUCUAACUACAUGCGGAUGCUCCGGUCCGCGUCCAGGACACGCCCCAAAUUGAGAAAUAUUUUAAACAUCCAGUAGAACAACUUUGAUAUUUUAGAGGUGACUUAUGAGAACACACUUCUGAUUCUCAUGCCUCCCAUGAGCUCUGUGAAGUUAAUGGCUCCAUAGUGCAUGAUGGAAGACUACAGCUACCUCAAUACAGCAGGUGGUGUGAGGACAUGCUGGGACAUCACAGCAGUAUUCCAUCUGCUCCCUGAUCCCAAUUUCCAUCCCUAUAGAUAUAAAUCAGAAAGCAAGACCUACCUGAGGUGGAGCAUACCUUAAUAUAGCUGCUCUGUUGGUGGUAAGUGCUGAUAUAUGUUGCCGCUCCCACGUAUAUAGGGACCUCUUCCUCCUUGUCACAGCAUUCAGAAGUGUAUCGGCAGGAGGGAGACAAAGUAUAUGUGUGGGCCGUGGCACACUGAAAUGCAGCACGAGCCAUCUUGGCUUAGGCUACAUGCACAAGUGUGUAUUGAUUUUAUGUAUAUAAAAAAUAAACACUCACACACACACACACACACACACUCUCUGUGUAUUUAGAAAAAAAUAGCCUUCUGCACAGAAAAAUACAUUUUGCUAAUCCUGGCUUACAAACCUCCAUAAUCAGAGAAAUGUGCCUUGCAUCUUUUAUUUCAGUUUACGUUUUAUUUUUAUACAUCAUUUGCAGUAUACUCGACAUUUUAUGUGCAAUCUUGUAUUGUUUCUUGCUGUUGACACAUGUUGAAAUGUCUUAAAAUAUGCGGUGUAUAUUUUACAGAGAAAACUGUUGAAAAAUAUCAAAUUGCGUAGAAAUGUUCCUAAACCAUUUUAAAGUAAAUCUAGAAACCUAAAUUUGGUUCUGAGUAUCGGUACUUUACCUCUGGGCUUAGCUCAGAGGGUUUCUGCCUUUGCUGAAAGUGGUGGAGGCAGAGAGUGGUACCGGCUAGCAGACCCUUGAAAAGUAGUUCAAUUGUACUGAUCUUGUUUGAUCAUCUACAUUUGGGAGCAAGUUGUAUUGGUUAUGGUGCUUGGAAUGUUCAUUUUAACUGUUUGGUCUGGCUGAUCCUCUUCAAAAAUCUAACUCCAUAACUUCUACUCUAUCUAAUGAUGACAGAUGGACGUGAACUAUAUUUUCCAUCAUUACAACUGUAUGGGCAUCAUGUUAAUUGCCAUUUACUGUCCUCUACUUUGCCUUUGCAUAUAUUUGUGUACCCCUUUUUUAAGAUGCUCAGCAAGACUGACUUGCCCCUUCGGUGAGAUGCAUAGAAAUUGUAUGCCAGACACCUUGUGAGAGAUUCAGGGAAAGCGCUCCUAGCAAGGUUGUCUUCUAUCUCAUCCUCUUGCUUCUCUGGUUUUAUACUGGCAGUAUAUAUGUAUAUAUGUAUAUGUAUAUAUAUAUAUAUAUAUAUAUAUAUAUAUAUAUAUAAUCUCUCUAUCUAUCUAUCUCUCUGGGAUACCGCUGGAAAUCUAAAAUAAAAAAAAAUAACAAUGCAACACUGUUGGAGUAGGAACUCGCAAACUCCAGAUGAAGAAAAACACUUUAAAGUUGCUGUCCCCACCGGGGGAGGUCUGGUUUUUCAGUCAGCUUGACGUCCUCUGUAUCAAAAUCAGGAAUCUGAUAGGUAGGUAUAAAUUGAUUUUAUUCUAAACAAACUUGAAUAAAAAGGGUGUUUAAAAAUUGGUAGAUCACCACUGGUCCUACAAGUUUUUGUUUCUAUAGAAUCUUCGUCAGUUUUAUAUAUCUUAUUAUUCUACAAUUACACCUCACCCUCAAAUAUAUAUAUUAAAAUAACCCUCAGUGAGUAAACAGACAAAGAAAGAAAAUUAGAAACCUAGAAUGUGACGGCAGAUAACCCCCCCCGCCCCCCCUCCCUAAUUACUUUUAGCCUGGGAGGGGGGAAAUGAGAGGGGACGUGCUGCCAUCCUUCCUUGGUGGUCGAGUGGUGAGAGUGAACUGUAAGCCGCAGGCUAGAGUUCACUCUCGCGAGAGCUGAACGUUGCCGUGAUAAUGUUGCUCCCCCCCCCCCGGUCAUCCUAGGCUGUUUAUUGAGCACUUUUCUUCCUGGCUACCCCACUUUCUCUCCUCUACCACUCCUUCCCUCAUACUUGGGUACUUUAACAGCCCAAUCAACAACCUCAACUGCCCUGAUACCUCCAGUCUGCUCUCUGUAGCCUCACGCAGUUGUCUACUUCAGCAACUCUUACAGCAGGAAACACUCUUGACCUCCUAUUCACCAAUCUCUGUACCACCUCUAAUCUCUCCACUGUUUCAUUGCCUUUGUCUGACCACCAUCUGCUAACAUGACAUUAACAUACCCCGUACCCAUAUUUCAUCACCCUCAACUCUCCAAUCUCGCAGAAACCUCAACUGCCUUGAUCUCCAAUAUUUCUACUCCAAACUCUUUUUGCCCAUCUCAAAUCUAACUUGCCCUAACUCUGCAACCUCACUCAACAACUCAACUUUCCUCUCCUCUCAACUUGACAUCAUGGCACCUCCUACAAUUAAACGCAGCAAGCGCCCCCCAAUUACAACCCUGGCUGACCUGUUACCUCCAAAAUUUUUUCUAAAACUGCUGGAGAAAGUCUCACUUUGCAUCUGACUUCCUCCACUAAAAAAUUAUGCUGCGCUCCUACAGCCUGGCUCUUUCCACUGCAGAAGUAAAUUACUUUAACACCCUCGCAAGUACAUUGUCCCAUUCACCCAAAUACCUAUUUCACACUUUUGAUGCUCUUCUUCGCCCUUUUACUCCCCCUCCUUCUGCCACCUUGUCCGCCACAAACUUUUCAUCUCACUUCACUGAGAAGAUCUCUACAAUCAGAGAAGAGAUCGCUAAUUUCUCUCCUUCCCCUACCAAAACAUCACCCAACCCCACUCCCUUCACAAUUAUUGCUCUCUCUCCUGGUGCUCCUCCUACCUCUCCUACCUCUCCCAGCGCUCUUUCAGUGUUUCUUUCUCUGCCUCUGCCUCUUACCCCAACUACGCUGUCGGUGUCCCCUACUGUUUUCUUUCUACACUGCCUCCCUUGGUAGACUCAUCAGCUCCUUUUGGCUUCCAAUAUAAUUUCUAUGCAGAUGACACGCAAAUCUACUUGUACUCUCCUGAUCUCUCACAGCCCAUUUUGACUCGUGUCUCUGACUGCCUCUCUGUGAUUUCCUACUGGAUGGCUGCUCACUUCCUUAAACUCAACCUGUCCAAAACAGAAUUUCUGGUCUUUCGUCUCAAGUGUUACUACUCCCGUGUCUGUCUCCCUCCAAGUCAAUGGUGCUACCAUCACCUCUACCUUGCAGGCUCGCUGCCUGGGUGUUCUUUUUGACUCCAACCUCUCCUUCACCCCUCAUGUCCAACAAAUCGCCAAAUCCGGUCGCUUCCAUCUCAAAAACAUAGUGCGCAUCCACCCCUAUUUAACCCCAGAUGCAGCUAAGGUGCUGGUCCAUGCUGUUGUUCUCUCUCGCCUUGACUACUGCAAUAACCUUCUCAGUGCUUUUCAUAACACAAACUUAAAUUGUAGCAUGGAAACCGAUUUACAAUUAAAUGUAGAGCUGCAACAUUCCAUAAAACUUGAACAGAGGCAGUAUGCUCAGUAAUUUUAAUAUACAGGUCAACAAAGAGCUGCCAACACCAUUAAAAUAAACAUCAGAGUUCUCAUACUAGUUAUUUAACCUUCUUAGGAAUUUAUUACUGGGUUUCCACUUUGGUUGUAACAGACAUCGUAAGAAAGGGAUGCUCAAAGCUCUAUGAAAAACUACAGUCUGCUGUAGUAGUCAUGGUGUUUUUGUAAUAUAAUAAUUAGCCAUUUGGUUGUUACAAUAUCUGAAUUGACUGUUCCUUGUUAACAUUUUCUGUCAUAACCUAAGCGAAGAAUCACUGAAAUUGUCAAUUUUGUGUUGACGAGAUUAUACAAUUGGGAACAGUUUUAUGAAUACUGUGUUUCAAUUACUAGUGCUGCAAGUGUGCACUCUCUAGUUCGGCAAACAACCGUUAAAAGCAUUUUUCUCCAUACGUAUAUAGAAACAAAUUGGUUCUAUUUCAAAUGUACACUUGAAGUACCAUAACCACUAUUGCUUAUCAUGGUGGCCCUUUCACACAUUUUUAUUCUUGGCAAGGUUUGUUCUUGGCUGUCCCUAAAGUACUUGUGGGGAAAAGGGUAUAAUAAAAUUACAAGGAAUCAGAGAUAGGAACAUUAAUGAGAGUUUGAAAUUAUGACUCAAUGCACACAAUUUCAUGCCCUACUAGAGCACGUAGCACAGCAGGCUUUUCUAAACCCUGUUAACUCUCCCCUUACCUCUCAUCCUCUUUGCCUGCAAUUACUCCGAUAUUGUUACACUGAUAUGGAGUUAUGCAGUCAUGAGCCAUCCUCUCCCAAAUCAAGCUCUCCUUUAGCCACAGCACAACAGGUGGUUGUUGGGUUUUUAUUUAUUUUUUUCCUUCCUUCCUUUCUAGCGACUUACUAGAAUGUCUGUCUGAUAUACUCUAUGGUCGGUUGUGUUAAAGGUACACUAUAGUCACCUAAAUUACUUUAGCUAAAUAAAGCAGUUUUAGUGUAUAGAUUAUUCCCCUGCAAUUUCACUGCUCAAUUCACUGUCAUUUAGGAGUUAAAUCCCUUUGUUUCUGUUUAUGCAGCCCUAACCACACCUCCCCUGGCUAUGAUUGACAGAGCCUGCAUGGGGGGAAAAAAACUGGUUUCACUUUCAAACAGAUUUACCCUAAAUAAUUGUUUCUCAAUCUCUAAAUUGAACUUUAAUCACAUACAGGAGGCUCUUGCAGGGUCUAGCAAGCUAUUAACAUAGCAGGGGAUAAGAAAAUCUUAAUUAAACAGAACUUGCAAUAAAGAAAGUCUAAAUAGGGCUCUCUUUACAGGAAGUGUUUAUGGAAGGCUGUGCAAGUCACAUGCAGGGAGGUGUGACUAGGGUUCAGAAAUAAAGGGAUUUAACUCCUAAAUGGCAGAGGAUUGAGCAGUUAGGCUGCAGGGGCAUGUACUAUACACCAAAACUGCUUCAUUAAGCUAAAGUUGUUCAGGUGACUAUAGUGUCCCUUUAAUAAUGGGAAAAUGCCAAAAAUACAGUAAUUUUAGUAACAACUUUAAAACCAGUCACUACAAUGCUACAGUGGGAAACCACUGAAAUACUUUCCCUAAAUAGUUUGUGCGAUUGCUAAAUAUAUGUUUGCUUUAUUGAACUCUGGAUACCAUGAGUGUCUUGCUGCAGAGUUACAUCUAUCUUCUGUGAUACCAUCCAUAACCGUGUGUGAUGUGGCCUGUCUUUGUGUGAUGACUACAUGUGUGUUUAUAAAAUUCCUGUCUUGGCAAGAUCUGUAUUGGGGAUGUAACUAUUAAUGAAGUAUAAUGUGCAAUCACAGUGCCUUUUCCAAGUAGAUAAAAGAUGCUGUUCUUGUUUGUCUGUCUGCUCGUUUGCCCGUUUUUUGUGUUCUAACCUAGUGUACAUUUAUCAUUUUGCUAAAUGUAUAUACCAAGUGAAUGGUAUCACUUUGGCACUGUUAAUUUAUAUCUUAUUCUUAUUAUCUGGAUACAUUGGUUCUUUUAAUGGAGUUGCAUAAACACUGUGUAUAUAUGCAUUGAAAGGUCAUUUGAAAGACAUUUUCACCAUGCCCAUGAUUACCCUAUGUGCAUUAAGACCUCUAAAUUAUUGUGAAGAGACAUGCCCUUUUGACUGCCAUCUAAUAGUUGGUCAAUUAUCCUCUACCACUCUAAAUACUGUUCACAUUGAACUUACAAUGUAUUAUAUUAGCUUGCUUCUAGAUUUAAUGUUCUAAAACUGCAUGCCUCAUUUGUCUCGAGUCUAGACCAGUAGUUCCCAGACUUUUUAGGUUCAAAGUGCCCUUGCUAUUGCAAUAUUUUUUUUCCAAGGCACCCAAAGUCAAAACCAUUUUCUAGGUUGUGUAUAUAUGUCCAGCUACAAAAAAGAAAAGUCCUGCGCUCACUCCCAUCACUCCUGGGUGGCAGCAAUGACUACAGUACACAUCAGCCAAUACAUAUAGUAAAAACCAAAGAGAAAAGUUACCUGCGCUCUCUCCUUAUUCCCUAUGUAUAUUUAAACAAAUGGAGGUCAUUCAGUUACUCCAAUGGCCACUGGAGGGAAUGCCCGCCUGCCAACGUCAAGGCAGACCCCCUAGAUAGGUCAUUGCUGCCGCGCAAGUUUUUUUUAUAUAUAUUUUUUUUUUUUUUUAAUUAAUUAAAAAUAAAAAUGAUGCCCCUGCUUACCUUUUACCUGGGUGGGGGGACAUUUCCUGCAAUCCCUGCUGGUCCUCCUGGGGAAGCCCUGGUGGUGACCUCAGGAGCUGCUAGUGUUCACUCUCACGAGAUUCGGAACAUUGCCGUGGAAAAUGCGGCAACGCUUCGAGCACGCGAGAGGAGAAAGUGACAGAGCUCUUUCCCUCCCUGCCAUCAGCAAAGUGCUAGCGGACUCUGAUCUCCCCUUCAGUCAUGCAGAGUUGGCAGGGGAGAGGCAGGCACGGUUCCCGGUGCGAUCAUUAUAGCACUGGGAAAAUAACUUGCGGCUUCCCUGUGGGCGCUGCGGCACACAGUUUGGGAACCUCUGGUCUAGACUAUAUCUGCUUUAAAAAAAAAUUGAGAGUAGGGCAUAUCAAUUGAUGUGUUUUUACCAGUCUUCAAUUUCUGCUCCCUGAAGUUAGUGGAGUAGUGUCCAGGUACCAUCGUAAACCAUUUCCAAUUUGCCGGAUGGGCGAGGCAUGGCUUGAGCUGAUGCUCUCAGCCUUUAGCUUACCUUCCAUUUAUUGUUUUUUUUUAUUUGUUUGUUUUUUUUUUUUCAUUGGGCUGCCAGUAACAGUCUGAAAUUGUCAUGACGCUGUCAUAUUAUAAAACUUGCAUUCCCCCAGGCACAGGGUGAGAUCCAACUUCCUGACUACAAUGUUGGAAAGAAUGUUUCAAUUUCUUAUGGUAAGAUGGUGUCCAGACAAUCCUGCCCCGUAACCACUUCAAUGAGCUUUAAAACAUUUUAUUUGCAUAUAGGUUUUUUUAUUUAUUUUUGCGAUGACUCUCUGCCAAGCACAAAAAAGGGGUUAUACCAGUGAUUUUUCAGCCUGAACUUCUGCACAUAUUGAACUUACUGAAUUAUUAAUUGUGUGCUUGGGGGCUAGUUCAACAAACGGCACACUUGACAUUAACUCCGUUCCAGUUUACCCAGUGUCAAUUCUGUGCAUAUAAAAACCCUCCCUCCCUCAUUUCGCUGGCCCAGAGAGCAUGCAUGCAGCGGCAAAACAUUCCAGUCGCUGUGCAAACCUUUCAGUAGCACAAAGAUAGAUACCAGUAGAAAAGAAGUGCCCUUAAAAGGUAGGCUGGGCACCAUAACAACUACAGCUUGCAGUUCUGGUUUUGCUGCAAGGAAUCCCUUGGUGACAUCGCAGGAUAAGUAGUCAAACCAUUUUUUUAGUAUUGUUCAAUAUUUAUCUGAGUCUCUUUUGACACACCCCUGGAUUUAUUACCCUUCUCUGAUAUCUCUAAAGUGUAGGUCCCUAUUUCUACUUUAGUGACCUCAAUUCUACCUGGGUUUGGAUGUAAUUAAUUAGCUAAGAACAUCAGCUGCUUUUAAGAGGGUUCCAUUUAGAUACAUCAGAAAGAGGCAGGGCCAAUGGAAGCCAUGGGACCCUUGUGAUUACCUGGUGUGGGAAAGCUUGCGGAGUGUACUGGCUUCAUAUCUAUUACAGCAGCCUGUAGACUUAACUGGGCCUAGACUGAUCUUUAAAUGUACAUUUCUAUAUUUGCAGUAGAGUCAAAUAUAUAUGUGGGAGCGUAAUGCUAAAACUUCCUAUAUGCUUGCAUUGUAAGUUUCUGCAAAAGGGAAAAAACUAACAAACUUUGUACCAAUGCAUCACUCUACUCCCAAUUCCCAGAAGAUGUAAAGAACAUGAACUGCUUUCCUCAAACACAAAUGCUUCACAGCCACUUACUUACUCAUUCACUAUUUUACAGCUCUCCAUAAGAUUUCUAUGUUCACUCAACUGAGUGUCUGGCUUUAUUGCAUUAAGGCAGGGGGUGGGGUGCUUGUGAAGCUUGCGUUUCCUAUUCUGAAUUCUUAAUGAAUACUGGAUUUAAAUUAAAUUCCUAUAAAUAUUCCCGGGGAAACUGUUCCAAGAUCUACUUUUGAUAAGCAGAGCUUUAUGAAUUUAAUGUCUUCCUUCAAUACAGUUUCACUCUUGCCGCAGAUGUAGCAUUCAGAAUACUGCAUAUGUCCUUUUAUCCAUUGACUGCUAACUCAAUGACAAAUAUUUUGUAUAUAAUUUUUUUAUUUUUUUUUUUUUAUUUUUUUUUUUUAUAUUAUAACCAUGGCACAUAGGGUAAAAACUAAUAAAAUGCCAACAAUGUGCCAGGGUGCAAAAAGUAUAGUGAAAUAAAGUAGGGUUGCUAAGCACACAGGUUAUUCUGUGUGCUUAUUUUUUCUUUUUAUAUUGCCUACUUAAUAUCUCGCUGUGGCAAUGCACUGUUUGUAAAUUAAAAGGCAAUGUUGAAGAUGUCUCCUGGCCCAGCUCUUUAAUUUGUUGCUGUCUGAUUCCUUGUGCUGUGUAUGUCUGACUCAUUGCUGGUAAUUGUGGUAACAGGCUCUAAGAAGAAAGUACGAUGGUUUCCCGUUAGGCGACUCUUCACCCAUUCCUGUCCCAGCCUCAGGAUUCCUAGCAGGUUUUUGAGAGAAGGUGGGUGAUUACCAGCCAGUUUCUUUUUUUUUUUCUUUUUUUUUUUCGACUUUUUUUUCUUUGUCCUCCUAGCUUCUGUACUAACACUUUUUUUUUUUCUCUCUCUCUCAAUUAAUUGUUUUUGAACUAUUCUAUUAACAUAUUCUUAAUAUACAUUUAUACAGAUUCUUUUAUGUGUAGGUGUGCAUGAUGUGCAUUUUUUGUCUUGGUGUUUACAAUAUCAUUUAGAGAUCAGGAAAGGUAAUACAUACCAAUUUUAGAUAACACAUCUUAUUUGCCUUUUGUAGCUGGUAUACACACAUCUUUCUAUAUGUGAGCAUUAUUUAGUUAUUUUAUUUUUUUCUUUAAUGUGAAACCAUUCAAAACCUCCCCAAUUCUUUAAUGAUAGAGAUGGCCCUUAAUUAAUUGUAAUUUUACUUUACACAAUUCCAUACCUAUGUGAUGUGAGAAUAUACCAUACCGAAGUGUACCCUUUAGCGAUGUUUAACUACAUACUCAUUUCAUGUCCUUUGAUUGUUUCUCUUUGUAAUGUAUUAAAGACUGAGGGUUGUGCGUUUUGUAGAGCUAUCACCCUGAUGCAGGAGUUUGCAAACUCGCAAAUCACUGAAGAAGAUUUGAAAUAGAAGAAAAGCUCCCAAAGCUUACUAUGGGGUACCAUGAGGGCUCCGAUAAAUGAAAGGAUAAAAGGACAAGAAGAUGACUGGAUUAGGAAAUCUGAUGCAUUUGCCUUGCCAGAUCCUGGACCUCAGAUAUAGUGAGGGUCAAAGCCAUUUUUAUCUUCAGAGCAGGGGUGUUGAAUCACAAAGUGAAUUGUAGUCUGUAAUGGUAGUUAUAAGCUAGGUCUAUGUUUCAAAGCAUGGGUAAUGUGGGAAACUUAUUUCACCAUGGCAACACAAACAGAGCAACACUGAUAAGAGUGUAAGAUGUUUUGGUUCCCAGUUAAUGCUGACAUAUUUUGAUGCAUGUGAUUGGCUUCAGAUUGUUGGCAAUGUAGCAUGGUGUACACCAAGUGGAUAAAUUGCAUGAAAUUGUAGAUGAGCCAGGAGUGGAGCCUGACCACACCAGAGCAGACGCACUUUCCUAGAGUUCCUGCAUAGCCCACCGUAAUCCGACAAAAUCAAGGGCAUCUCCCACCAAUUCUGGCCACAUACCCUGCUGUUGCCGCCGAUUUUUAACUUUAUUUAUUUUUUUUUCUAACGCCUGGCUCCAAAAAUCAAUGCUUUGGUGGCAUGGUCUACUGGGUGGGCAGCAACGGGCUGCAGCAUGAGGAUUCUGGCCCUGGAAUACACCAGACCUGGAAUUUUGGCACCCCUACCUACAAAGUUCAGGUAAGAGGGUGGCGCAGGUCUGAAAAAUCGCCCCUACAAACCUCGGAGCCGCAGCGUGACAUAGGCCAAAUGCUGCAGGCACAGUGCAGACCCAAACUCCCCGCAAUGCUACCCCACUGCCCUUAGAGGAAGGAGAACCACAGGACAGCCCGACCCUCACUUGCAUGGUUAACAGAAGACUGCACCCCAGCCUUGAAAAGAGAGAUACAGGCCUGCAACCGAAUCUCAGACCGAUAUGGGAAGCAGAUCUGGCAUUAUUAAAAGUCAACGUGCAAGCAGUGACCGUAUGAAGUCAGGCGACAGAGGAUGAAGUUGAGGGACUGAAAUGGCCUUCAAUAACUGGGGGAGAAGGUACAACACCUACACUCCACACAAGUAAUCAUGUCCAGACAAGUCAACCUCCUGGACAACGGGGGCGAUGCAAAAACAUAAAGAUCAAAGAGCUACAGGAAUCAGUGCCGCUAGAAAAAUUGUCACACUUCAUCAGGCGCCUAGUGGCCACACUUCUACAAACCAGACAAGCCAAAACAUUCCUGUUCGGAGUGUACAGAAUAGCCAAAAAACCUAACAAAGCUCUGUGAGACAUCAUACUGCGGUGCCAAUCAUUCAGACAAACUGGGGCUAAUGGCAGGACUACAAGGGAAGACUCCUUUUGCGUUUGAAGAAUGAUGACUCUCCAUCUCUCAGGACUUAAGUAGGGCCACACUGCUCUGGCGCAAAAGUAUGCAACCACUCACUAAGCCACUCCAAGUAGCAGGCAUUGCCUACAGUUGGUCGACCCCAGAGACCUGAACUAAUUUUCUCUGUCUACAGCCUUUUAUAUUUUAGUUUGUCUCUUAUGUUAUGACGUUUCUAUAAUCUUCUUUUAGUUAUAACUUAUGUUGCAGCUUCCUAGCAACAGUUCUUGAGAUGAGAAAAGGGUCCAUUGAGGUUACCUCUAACUGUUCCGAUGACAGUACUAAAAGCACUGGAGCAACAUACUCCUGACUAGCAUCAAGCUUUAAGUCAUAUCUAUCACCACUAGCCCUAAGCCCUAUGGACACAGGUCGCGACAACGCGUAGCCACCACGGCUAUAUAAAAGUCAGAGACUCACAGUGCACUAUAACUAUGGGUGACAGCCAGGUGGCCGCAGAUCGGAGCCAACAUGGGUGCAGGCCCAGUUAAAGCUAGGGACACCCCAGAGAGACGCUGGAACGCACCACAUCCAUAUCAUACACUGUGGGCCAUGGGGCGCACCAUAAACAAUUCUACUUAAAAGGCAUGACUGGGGAAACUGCACGCAUUUCUUAUUUUUGUGAUGCAUUUAAAAAAAAAAAAAAGGGGGGGAGGAUCAGAUCCAUCUAAGAUGCAAUCGUUCUUAAGAGUUGAAUUGGAACUGAAAUAGUUUUAUUACUAUUUUAAGAAGUCUCGGUCUUAGUAAGAGGCACACUAUUCAUCCAUGGUCCCUAGCACCCAGACAGAUCCCUGUUUUUUGUCAAAUGUUACUAAACCUAGGACAAGGCCAGGGCUUUCUUGGUGCAAUGCACUCUAGUGUUUGUGUUGCCAUCUCUCUCUGCAUACGAUUAAGCCAUCUAGGAAUUGUUUGUUAAACAGGGCCACGCUUGCUGCUUGGGGACCACCCUCAUCUCCGCCACAUUGAUAAUGCAACAAUGGUUUAAAUGUACCUUUUCACGGUCUCAAAUAGGCACACUCUAAAAACUUUCAAUCCAUUUUUGUUUGAUAUGGUGUCUCUGAGCUUCAGUACUCCGAGUAAAACCAAAUCUGCUUCCUUGUAGCUAUCAGGGACCCUGGAGCACUUCAGACCCAGUUGCCGAGGCUGGACUGUGAUCACUGAGGGCCUUUUCCACCCUGGACCAGGCUACUGUGAUUACAUCCCUGGACACCAUUUUCAUCAGCAGAUUAUAUCCCUUUCUCCAAACACUUGGUGAAGGUUAAAACCGCAACUAACUUUGAUAGACGUAGCACACACAUCUAUGCCCCCAACAGCCUCAUUUACAUACAAUAGGGUGCAUAGAGGGAGGGUGGGGCCAGACAAUAGCAGGGGGCUGAUGGGAGAUUGAGGAGGGACAAGGCAGCUAGUUUAAACUGCUUUAGCAGUGUCCCUGGAACAACACCCUGCUGGUGAAACAAUAGGACAGGAAAAAAGUGGAGGGGGAAUGGCACAGACAAUUAAUACAUUCAACAUAUCCUGAGCCAAUACUAUGCACAGGGUGCCAAAACACAAGAGGAAUCUGGGGACCCACACAUAGUGUCUGUCUUCCAUUCCCAGUGAUGGUGACUACCAUUAGUGUCAUUUUUUUUUUUUUCCCCUGCCUUUUGCUAAUAACUACAGCAAUUUGCAAACCUAAUUGGCUAUGUCAGACACUUUCUCCCUCCCUGUGAAGGCAAGGGAGGAAUUUAAAUUGCAUAGUUUGCCAUCUAACUUGUGCCAUACCUCCGGUCUCUGGCUCUCCCAGAAUGCUUAAUCUACUUCUAGACAUAAGUGUUAUUUGCAGUGUAUGAAAACAUGGUGCACCUCUCUUUAAACAAACCUGAACAUGGCUGCCUGCUUAAACAGCUGUUCUACUCAUGAAAUCUGAGUUUUGAGUCUUUGGAUUUAACUCCAUAACCCAUAAAUGUAAAUUCACACAAUAUAGAUCAGAAUUAGAGGUUCCUGAUUUGGAGGAGCCUCUUCCUUGUCAAGGAGGAAACUAAUACUGCUUAAUACAUUAAAAAGAUGUAUACAAAUAAAAAAAAAUACCAGCAUGGAGUGCCCCUUUAACUUUCCAUUUAGAAAUUUAAAAUCGCUACUAUAAUCGGCAAAACCUGUUUGAAGGUUAUGAGAGGCUAGUAAGGAAAGUUAGAUUCAAAUAUAUUUUCUUGGGAAUACAUUUCUAAAGCACAGAAGAUUCCACCCAUCAGGUGGACUAUAAGCAACGAGGAAUUGAUACGGGAUGUGUGUUCUGGAGUGAUCAUUCUUAUGCAACAGAAGCCUUUUGGUAGUCAGGCAGACAUUUCACAUAGACCUGUUGCCUAAUAAAAUUAUUUAUAUUUGUCAAGAGCAUAAAACGCAUGCUAUAUUUAUUUAUCAUCUAUGGAACACAUUCAAUUGUCAUGCUUUCCUUCUGGUCCAAGAGUUUCUUAUAGAUGACCAGUACUUAAACUGUGAGUAACCAGUCAUGAGGUUUAGUAACUCUUAUUUAAUAACAUUACAGACCCAAUUUUUGGAAAUCUGUUUGAGAUAUAUUCAUUCCUUUUUUAUUUUUUAUUUUUUUCUCCGUCAAGUAAUUCCCAUCCAAAAAUUAACACAGAAAAUAUUUAUUUUUUCUUUCUUUUUACUGCUAUUGAACAUACAAUUAAAAAGUAGCUUGCUUUUCAAAGUUAAUUUUGCCUGGCCAUGUAGAAAAUUUGUCUAAAGUUAAUUUAUAAAGGAAAGGGGUGGAGAUGGUCCAAUGGCAUCAGAAAGACCCUUGAUCUUUAUCAAACUGUUCCAAAAUGGUUUGUUAAACCGAAGGAUAGCUCCAGAAGAUUUAAGGGCAACAUAACUACUAUGGAAAGUGGUGGUGGUUGUUGAUUACAGUGCACCUCUUAAAGAGGAACUGUCCCUUCCAAGGUUUUUAAUAUUCUGCUUACUUAACCCCUUUGUUAAAACAUGUUUUUGGUAUAAAAAUAAAAUGUUAGGGCAGCUAUGCCAAGAGACUGCUCUGCACUAGAAUAAAGGGCAGUAAUCGCCUCUUUUAAAGGGAGGGCCGGGGUCUUAAAUAGUGUUUAUUAAAAUUGGUGUCAGGAAUACACGUUUUGCAUUCUUGACACAAUAGUGUACAUUUAAGUCCCUUAUAUGGCAGCAGUCUUACAACAGAGAAGUAAUUUAAAUUCCUUCUUUGUUCAAAAUUGGGUUAGUUUACUGUAUACUGUGUCCUUUUAAAAAAAAAAAAAAAAAAGUUUCUGAGCAUGUGCAAAUUAAGGUGAUGCUUUUACCAUUUCACCCUUUUAAAAAUAGUUGUUUAACUUCCCCUUUUGUCACUUAAUUUUUUUUAUUUUUAAUAAAUGUUUUGCUCCUCCUAUGAAAUCUGUCAAAAUGUAAACUCAAGAAAGUGUGUGUAUAUCUACCGUAUCAAUCAAAGCAUUAUCACUUUAACCGUUAUUGCAUUUAAGUUUUUGCUUACAUAUACCUAGAAUAUGAUAUACACUAUAUGGACAAAAGUAUUGGGACACCUGACUGUUACACAAACAGGGACCUUUAUGACAUUGCAUUCUAAAUACAUAGACAUUAAUAUGUAUUUGGUACCCCCUUGUGCAGUUUUAACGUCUUCUGGGAAGACUUUCCACAAGAUUUUGGAGUGAUUCCAUGUGAAUUAUUGCCCAUUCAUCCAGUUGGGCAGUGAGAUCAGGCAAUGACAUUUGGACGAGAAGGCUUGGCUCGCAAUCUCUGUUCCAGUUCAUCCCAAAGCUGUUCGAUAAGUUUGAGGUGCGGGCAAGUAAAGUUCUUCCACACCAAACUUCUCCAACCAUGUCUUCAUUUACCUUGCACUGUGCACACAGUUAUGCUGGAAUGGAAGAGGGCCUUUCCCCAAACUGUUCCCACAAAAUUGGAAGCAUAGCAUCGUCUAAAAUGUCUUUGUAAGAUGAUGCAUUAAUAUUUUCCGUCAUUGGCAGUAAGGGGCGUAGCCCAACCCGUGAAAAACAGCCCCAUACCAUUAUUCCUUGACCAAAGUUUGCACAAUGCAGUUAGGAAGGAAACGUUCUCCUUACAUCCGCCAAACCCAGAUUUUCCAAUCAGAAUGCCAAACCGAAAAGCGUGAUUAACCACUCCACAGAACACAUGUCCAGUGGCAGCACUCUUUACAUCAUUCGCUGCCUUUUUUUUUUAUUUUUUUUAUUUUUUUUUUUUUUAUAUAUGCGACUCCGCACUCUGUGACACUGCUCUGGGACUUGACCUGUUCAUCCGCUUAGUGGAUGAGCUGCUGCUGUUCCUAAAUGCUUCCACUCUUCAAUUAUUUUGUUCAUAUAGUGUAUAUCCGUGCUCAACAAAUCCUAGGUCGCCGUACCGACUAGGAAUUUUGUGCUGGCGCCUGUGUGUUUGUCAGCCUGUUCAACACUGCACCAGUGCCUGCAGUUGCGCAACUACAGUGGUUGUGAGUGCAACCGGCCCUCUGUGUUCUGCCUGUCAUGGGGAACCCUACAGCUGGUCCCCCUGAGAUGGGUGGCUUUGCGGAACGGAGGAAGCAGUGGAAGAAGAGUUCGAUGUAUAAGGGGGCAUAAAUUCUUGUGAUGAAAAUAUAAUUUUGUCUCUUUAUACAUGGCUGGUAAGACCACUCCUUGAUUAUGCUGUGCAACUUUGGGCACCUGUUCUAAAGAAGGAUAUCAUGGUACUAGAAACAGUGCAAAGACUAGCUACAAAAUUGAUAAAAGUAAUAGAACUUUUUAGUUACGAAGAAAGUUAAAAAAAUUUUUUUAACAUUUUAGUUUGGAAAAACGGCGCCUCAGAGGGAAUAUAACAUUAUACAAAUAUAUUCGGGGCCAGUACAAACCAUUAUCUGGAAAUCUAUUCAUAAACAGGGCUAUACAUAGGACACAUUUAGGCUGGAAGAAAGGAGAUUUCAUCUAAGGCAAAGAAAAGUGUUUUAUUUUUUUAUUUUUUUUCAGUAAGAGCAAUAAGGAUAUGGAAUUCUCUGCUUGAAGAGGUAGUUUUCAGAGUGCAUACAGAUGUUUAAAGAGCAAUUGGAUAAAUACUUGCAAAAACCAACAUACAGGGAUAUAAUUUCUAAUUAGUGGGAUAAUGGCUGCUUGAUCCAAGGAGAUAUCUGACUGCCAUUUUUGAGUCAAGAAGGAAUUUUUUUCCUAGUUUGUUGCAAAAUUAGAAGCGCUUCAGAGAGGGUUUUUUGCCUUCUUUUGUAUCCACAGCAAAAACGAAUGUGAGGAAGGCUGAACUUGAUGGACGCAAGUCUCUUUUGCGCUAUGUAACGUAAGACUACAGGAUUGUAGCUGCUCUACUGGACCCCAGGGAAAGUAUUCACACUAGCUCUCCCGAAGGUAGUUGGGCGGUCCUGAAUUGAAAUACAACAAAUAAUUUGUGUGUGAGAGUGUAUUGGUACUUUAUAACUCUAAAAAUAAGACAUCUUCAUGGCCACAAGAAGCCAGGUGGGGAAAAAUAAUUUAAUAUAUUCUGAUGUGACACACCAGAUGUUUAUGCAUUAACUGUAGUUAAAUGUCCAUGACGUUUUGGUUCUAAUAUUUAUGUGUCAAUUUAAAAGAAUGCUUUUGUGUUGGGGAUAUAAACCUGUAUUCUUGAAACCAUGUGAAGGGGAGGGAGAGGAGAGGAAGAGAGAUUUCCCCACAUCACCCAGUCUGUCCACAUGGCUGGGAUCAUUCUUGAUGAUCUCAGCCAAUUCUAGGCUUUUACCAUAGGAAGGCUAUUGCACAUGGGUGGUAAAACGCAGCAAUGCGCCAAUCCGCAUGUCCUGAUAGAGAGAUGCAUUGAAUCAAUGCAUUUGUAUGGGGAACAUUCAGUGCCACCAUGCAGCGCGUGGAGACGCUGAACGUAGGUGCUGGGCACUCUGGGCUAGAAAGCCGUUUGUCACUAGAGGUGUUACUAGGCAACUGUGUAUGGCAGUGUUUCCUUUAUAAAAAAAAAAAAACCCUGCAGAAACCGACUAGACACCAGAACCACUAAAUUAAGCUGUAGUGGUUCUGUUGACUUGUCCCUUUUUUAAGCUUUGUUUAAAGGAUCACUAUGGUGUCAGGAAAACUUGUUUUCUUGACACUAUACAACCCUUAGGGUCCUCCCCUCCCUUGGCGCUGAACAGGUUAAAACCCCUUCAGUUAGUUAAUUUAAUCCAGUGCCGGGCUCCCUCAGCACUGGUGACCUCUCCUCCCCCUCCGACGUCUGCUCCCAAGUGGAGCAGAAUGCGCGGCAAGAACCACACAUGCAUUCAAAAAGUCCAUAGGAAAGCAUUUCUCAAUCCUUUCCUAUGGACGUCCUGCACGCUGAAUGCGAUUUUCGCAUCGCAGAAGCGCUUCUAGCGGCUGUCUGGAAGGAAACCACUAGAGGCUGGAUUAACCCUGCAAUGUAAACAUACCAGUUUCUCUGAAACUGCUAUGUUUACAUCUGAAGGGUUAAAACCUGGGGGACCUGGCACAAAGACCACUUCAUUGAGCUGAAGUGGUCUGGGUGACUAGUGUCCCUUUAAAUAAAUCUUUACUAGUGUAUAUACAAUGCACUUUUAUGGGAUUAAUUGAAUGCACUUCUGUUUAAAUUCUAUUUGUUUUGCACUGUAAGUAGUAAAUAUUGUAGUUGGCAUGUUUUCCUCCCAUGUUAAAUUAGUCUAGGACCCACCAAUAUUGGAGUACUGUGACGUAGUGGUAGGCUCACCACCACCACAUGGCCAUAUGUAGUAGCCACAUUUGUUUGCUAAGAUUUUAAGUAACCUUGUAACAAUUUUAGCUGGGGUUAGCAUUAAAGUCUUUUCCCCCAUCAGCAGUGGGGGGGAAUCCUAAAAUUGCAAGAGGUGAUUAUUGGGUGCAUAUAUUGCCAUGUCAAAAUGUGAGCUGUACUAUUGCCCAGUACACCUUUUUAGAAUUGGAACGUAUCAUCUUUCUUAAUCUGUUCUGGAAACCAGGAUGGGACACUUUUUUUCCAUGGAUUGAAACGGCCACACCAUUUUGUUUUCGGUGUGAGCCAGAGGUAAAAACAGAGGUGCAAACAUAUUCCGAAAUGGUCUACGGUUUGGCUUAUGGAUCCUGUGGUUCCUGUAUUACAGCAAUAUUGGCAUUCAACCGCUUUGUAAACAAUGAUAUUCUCUUAUUUGUUGUAUUUAACUCGUUUAAAUUAAGGGACAGGUUAAUUAGACCAUCUGCAAUGGCUACCUUCUGUGUCCAAUCAGAAUACAUUAUCUCCCUCACCAACAGUUGUGGGACUGACUCGUCUGGCUCCCACUGAACCACCACACCUCGAAGGGGAAAAAGUAACCCAAAACUAAAAAGUGUAUAGCCACUUUGUCAAUUGGAUUCUGAUGACAAAACAAAUUUCAAAAUCUAAACCUAGUCUUGCCUUUCUUCAGGUAUAAGUCUGGGAGCAAUCUCCUCAGCAUUCAGCCAAGAAACAACAUUGGACAGUUGAGGCAAGGUGUAUCGCGACCUCCUGCGUCAACAGGAGUCAGUUGGCAAUGGUAGAAAGCAUAAACUAUCAACCAGUGAAGAUACAGUGCAUGUGUGCACGCCAUAUUGAAAUGAGGAGAAAAUAAAUACCAUCUCUAACUACCUAAGGUGAUCAGAUUAUGAAAAUACAGUGAGCUUGUAGAACAGGGAAAAAAGAGAACCCUCACACAAAACUCUGGCUUCUUAGCUCUGUCAUUAAGUUAUGGACCCCGGUGGAUCUGGAAAAGCAAGCCAUAGUCUAGGAGGUGACGCAUCAACCCUGUUGUCGUGCUCCUGAGCAGGUCAGAGAGGAGACGAUUGCAAGGGUUAUUGGUUAAAACGUUAUUUGUCGUAUAAGACAUAACAAAUUUACUGAAAAUAAAGAAUAAAGGGCAGUCUGCCACAAACCGGAUACUUUGUGAGAAAAAACAGGUUUUAGGCGAUAUGCCACAAACAAGAUCUUUAGAAGGUAAAUGAAUAAAGUCUUUUGUAUACAAGCAGGCUUGAAGUUAUACCAAGUAGUUAAGGAUUUUCAGAAUAUUUUGGAUAAAACCAUACAGGAUCAUGCAGAGUUGCAGAGGUUGAAACAGGUAGGUAUAGUCCAAAAUAAUAUAAUGCAGGUUGCUUACGAGAUCAUGCAGUGAUGCAGCAAUUGAAGAGUUAAGAUUCUUCAAUGAAGGCAAUACGCCACAAAUCAGGAUUCUUGGAAGCUGAUAAGGAAAGUCUUUUGGUAAGAUGUAAUUCAGGCAAGUUCAGGAUGAAGGAAUGCAGGUUAGUGCCUUUCAGUAUGAGGAAAAGCAGAUGAGUACAGGAUGAGGCACUGCAGGUAAGUUCUCUACAGAAUGAAAUCAUGUAGAUAAAAAUACAGGAUAUUACCAGGAACAGAGAUUCUUUAUCAGAGCAUAGACUUCAAUGUCAAGGCACUGUUGUGUGCCAGGAGUAGUCUUAUCAAGCAUCCUAAUUAGUUAAUCCAGGUGAGGUUAUUAAGGUGAGUAAAUAGACUAGUGGCUAGGGAGGCCACUAGAGGAGAAAAUCAUGAAGGGGGGGGGGGGGGAGAAGACUACCAAGAAUAAAAAUCACACAUACAAAGAUGUAUAAGAGUUAAGUCCCACAGUAGAGCAGAAGCAAGAACUGGUGAGGUGAUUUGCAACAAUGCUCAUACAGUCCUCCCCACCCCCCCCCAUCAACUUAUUGGUAAUAGGGAAGACUGUUCAAGACCCAAAUUAUCUCUAUUCUGUGGGUAGGGAUGGUAGCUUUGGUAAGUCUUCCUGAGGCACAUUAGAGCUUGCAGGUAAGUAUGUGGAAAACCACAUCUGCCUUUUGGUCGAAACAUGACCAUUUUGCCUUUUUGAAAGGAAUUCCUCACAUGAGUUUUAGUCCAUGUUAUCGGAGGAUGUCUGCAACUGGUUUCCACUACCGCCUCCUCUAUAGUGUAGUGGGACCCAGGUCUUGAAAGAUUUGCAACAGGACAUCUUUGUAAACAAUUAAAUUUGGAUCUGUAAAUUUUGAUGACAUUUUUAAGUUUCACUACUUAUCCACUAAAACAAUCUGUAGGCUGUUCACCCUCUGAUAUUAUGGCUGUGAGGUCCCCAUGUGCUCUAUUAGCCAAAUGUGUUCUGGAGUUUCUGGUGAUUAUUUUUUUUUUUUUUUUAGGUUUGAGAAUUUGCAGCAAAGUGGUUACGAGAGCCUUCUUUAGCCUGUUGAGGCAGGCCCUGGAUUCUAAAAAUCAUUUCUUUGUGUGCAGUUGGAUCUCCCUGAGCUGAUUCUGCUUCUAGCAGCCUUGUUUUAAAAACAUUGGUCUGAUCUAUAUUUCUGUUGCAGACCUCUACUCUUUCCUCCACCACCACUGUUCUCUGGCCCAGUGCCUUAAUUUCAGCCUUAACCUUCCUUAUACUCCUAUCCAUUUCCUUUGCCAAAUAAGCUUUCAACUCACUCAUCAGGUUUAAGAUCUGGGUUUCCAGGGAGACUGCUCACAUCCUAGCUAGCAAACAUAAGGCUGGCCAUGGCAUCACCAUCUUAUGAGACCAGGUGCUGCUGUUGGGGAAAAUAAAUGAACCACAGAUGGCUCCUUUAUCAGUUGCUUCUUUGGGUAAAUGGGAGUAGCGUUGGGUGUCGUUGGGACACGAGAGCUGCGGUUUUCACUGGGGUAUUCUGCAGGAUGAAGCUAAUUGUGAGCGACUUUGCAGCCAUACUGACCGCUUCUGAACGACCCUCAAUAGUCAGGCACAUAUACAAGGUGACUACCUGGGUGUACCCCUUUUUUGUGACCAGGGGUCUGACCAAAAAACUCUUAUGGAGGAAAUGACAAUGGUGCAUAAGGGGGCUUCUAGUUUAAGCACAUUAGAAUGUUUGUAAAAUCCCUAUAUUUACAUACCUCAAUCCAGGAUGAUUUGGGUUUCCCUCAUUAGUAGUUUAGCCAUUAGCAUAAGUAUGGGGGCUACAGAAAUUCUGCAGUCCCUAAUACUUUCAUUGAGGCUUUCUUGUAACAAAUUUGGUAACAUUUAGGAGGUUAUUGUUGAGCAUCUAGGUAAGUUGUAUGUGUCCAGUAUUGGAGCUGAAUAAGCGUGCAGCUAACUGCUAUACAUCAUGGGAAGUAUGCCUGUAUAUUAAGACAAGAGGAGUCAAAUACCAGGGCUAAUUAGGGCCGGAUUAACAUAGGGGCUGAUGGAGCGGCAGCUUCAGGCCCAUGCCCAUUGAAUUUAAAAAUGCUCCUCUUUACAUGCUCUUGCUUAAGGAUGGCAACUUAAGAGGGAUGUAGGGAAACACAACUGGUGUGGACUGGCUGACCAUGAAACUGGUUAAGGUAAAGCUGACUUUAUGCACUAUGCAAAUGCUCUUGCUGCUUCACUCUCUCUAACACGGUCCUGUUCCCUUUCUUCUACACCAAGCAUGUCAUACGCGCGGGCCGCAUGCAGCCCACAAUGGACAUCUUUGCAGCCCGGCAAGCCACAAGUACAUGCUUGGUGUUAAAAGCAGAGUAGGUACCUGCUUUCUUCACAUUGCGGGUGCCUAAUCUGCUAAAAUUUACCUGGCCAGGAGGAGAGGUCGCUGAAGGAGCUCACUGCUUACUCGCGUGCACCGUUGGUAGUGAUGCUGGGUGCCGGAAUAUGAUGUCAUAUUUCGGCAUCACUAAACUGCGUGCGUGAGGGAGCAGUGCGCAGCAGGUAGAUCUCCAGAUUGUAUUUAUCCCUGGGUUCCAGUGGAGAUCUUCUAGUGUGUGUGUGUGUGUGUGUGUGUGUGUUUUUCUGUCGGUGGCCGGAGUGGCAGCGGCAAUGUGAGUGGAGUCUGCUUGUUGGCUAGAGAGGGGUGCUGGUAUUUAGUAUAUGAGGGGACAGGACUGGGAUUUAGUAGAGGGGAUUUUUUUUUUUGGCCCACAUAAACUUAAACCUUGUUUAUUUGCCCCUUGCAAGACUUUGCGCUCGACAUGCUUGUUUUACACUCACGGCAUACACCUUUUCUCUGUCCCAGACUAUAUACCAAGAUAUUCUGCCUGUUAGUAAGAAGGUAAGGAGAGGGGCAGACCAGUGCGUAAUAGGGAACAGUCCUUAGAAGGUGUGGUGUGGAGAGCAUCAUUAGAGGCAUUUAUGCCAAGCUCAGGAUGCUUUCUGCAUAGUAUGCACUUGGCUUGUCAGCCUGAUUGGCAGGCAGCUUGGCAUGCAUUCAUGCCAGACUGACCACCUACUUCUUUGGGCACUCUCUCCCUUUUUGGGCAUGUUUGCCCCUUUGCGUGGUUCUGGUGAUUCGUGUCACCAGACCCCCACCGGCAUUGUUUCACCAGAAACUGCUGUUGGGGGAUAUGGAUUUACUUGAAAGAUGAAAGCUAGAGAUUAGAAUAGCGUAUGUGUUUUCGGAUAGCUAUAUCCUGUGUUUCCCUCCAGCACCACCUUUGCCAGAUACAUGCUGCUUGGGAGGGAUGACUAUUUUAGUGUUUUCAGUUAAUAAGAUUCUGUAAUUAGGCCCAUCAUAAUGGAUAGCACCGGGCCCAAUAUGCUCUUAAUCCAGCCAUGGGUCUAAUGGAAAACAUCAGAGGAAGUCUGCUUGUAUGUUGUUCCAUGGACACAGGAAAUACCAAUUCCAGCAAUAACUGAGAAUAACCAUGUAUAAUGGUUGUGCUUCAUGGCGGUCUGUAUAUCGGAACACAGAGGGGUUGUUCCUUGGAGAAGACUGGGACUGACUAGGACUGUAAGUACAUUUGUUUAUAUUCUAAUUUUGACUUCUAUAAAUGCUCUGUAUGACUUGGUGUACAACCUUCAGUCCCAACAGAACAAACUAGUCCAUAUGUAAUGGACUAGUAUGUAGUGUGGAUUCUGUUCUUUACUUUGGCCUCUUAAUCAUAUAGAGCAUACAAGAAUGUUUGUUUGCUCUGCAUUGGCGUUAUCCUACCUCUAAUGGUUUAAUCUUGAGAGAAGUAAUAAGACUCUUCAGAUGUGGGGCAGGUGCUGCUUAGCCUAACUUUAAAUUUGUGAAGAAGUUGGCUUACAAUACAAAUCCAGCUAUCUCAAUUUGCAGUGUUGAAACUGGAUGUUAUAGAUAAGUUGUUUGUUUGUUUGUUUGUUUUUUUUAUUUUAUUUUUUCCAGAUAUCUGCAUUUGAACAUAUUGGCUGAACAUGACUCCGUUUUUUUUAAUUUAAAUUUAUUUGUUUUUUUUUUUAUUAUUAAAUAAGGUCAUCCUUGGCGGUUAAUUUUUAUUUAUUUAGUUCAUGAACAGUCAAUGUAUGUUAAAAUGAAUUUGAAGCAAAUGUGAUUACCUCCCUUUCCAUUGGUUUGCAUUCACUGUGCCUGUUAGCAAAAUGAAAGUUGGUUGUUCUGUGCAACCUCAAAAAGGUACAUUUGAUACAACUUGUGACAGAGCCCAGUACCCAGGCUGAAUACCUCUGUCUGUAGUCUCUUCGAGCUGGAGAAAGUCGUUCUGCGGUGAUGAUAACCCUCCCCAAACAGUAGGUUGCGCAAAGUGUAGGGUGCAGUAAUGGUUUAUUGUCCACAAACAGCCAUAUUUAUAGAGACAAUAAUAGGGGGUUUUACACUGGGACAAUAGGUUACACCCUAGCACCUCUGAGUCUGGGGAUUAAUUCAAACAAAUACCACUGACUUUAGUUAAUCCCCUGCCAAAAUACUUAAACACCAAAAAUCACAACUUUAAUAUAACGCACAUUAUACAUUCCCAGACAGAUCUCUUUUCCCCCAAGCAAAUUGUCCCCCAGGAUUCGAUGUUCUUGGCCUGAAAAAUCAUUGAGUGACGUUUAACCAGACAGGAGCUACAACCUGAUCUGGCGCAAAGUUUCAGGCUGCUGCGGCUAAGUGCCGGUCCUUAAAAUUGUCUGUUUUCAGCUUGGAAAAGGGUGGUUCUCACUGGCUCAUGGUGAGCGAUUGUUGGCAUUCAUAUUCCUUAUCUCUCCUCUAAAAUAGCACUCUCCUGGAUUUUCAGUUGUGGGAGCAGGAGAGGCCGUUGUCUGCUGGGCAAUCGCACUGGAUCAGGCCGAUUUAGAGUUGAAGUUAGUGCCUGAUCCCGCUGGAAGGGAGGCGGCUGUCCCGGUCUUCUCCUGCUAUUUUCUGGCCUGGGAACGGGGCGCUCAGCCUUUAUAAUGGUUUGGAGAGUGUAGUGGGCAAGCCAGGUGGUGAUCAGUUGUUUUGUAUACUGUGUAUUUUAGGAGUCCUGCACCAUAUAAUCCUGGAGAUGGCGCGCAAGGGAGCAGUAAUCUUCCUACUGUUCUUGCUCUGCUCCCUCGUGUGCCCUACAGAAAUGCCGGGAGCCGCGAUAUGACCUUACGCUGGCCCUGUAUCAUUAAACAUUGUGUGGAAGUAGAGCAGGAAGAUUACAGGAUCACAGCUGAUGCACUGGACCUCAGGGGAAGGAUCCACUCCAGCACUCCCAUAAAUAGGGAGGCUAGGUGGACUUCAAUUUAAAAAAUUAAAAAUUGUAAUGUGUUUUUUUUUUUUUUUUUUGACUGGAAAAGGUAGUGUUCACAUUAUGGACAGGCUAUAGACACCAGAACCACUACAUUAAGUUGUAGUGGUUCUGGUGACUAUAGUGUCCCUUUACGGAGUUCUAUGCUGUCUCCAUUUAAAUGGGCUUUAAAGCCGUUGCAGCGGCAUAGAACGCCAUAACUGCUUUCAGCCCCAGGAGGUAAAAUUUACUUGCCUCCGCCACGAUCCACUUCGCGAGGACUGCCUGACAGCCCUCCCCCGGCAAAUCAGGCCCCCGGGGGCCAUGUGAUUGCUCUAAAAGAGCGAUCACAUGGACCCCUAUAGCCGGCUGUGGAUCUGCCAGCAGGGGGACUGUCUGAAAUGUCACAGUACCCCUGCUGGUGGGAAGUAUUAAAAAAAUAAACAUGUUUAAAAUAAGUAUGUAUGUGUAUGUAUGUGUGUGUAUGUGUGUGUGUAUAUAUAUGUAUAUAUGUGUGUGUAUAUAUAUGUAUGUAUAUGUGUGUAUGUAUAUAUAUAUAUAUAUAUAUAUAUAUAUCUCUCAAAAAAAUAAAGGGAACACUUAAACACAAGGUAACUCAAAGUCAAUAACACACCUGUGAAAUCAAACUGUCCACUUAGGAAGCAACAUUGAGUGACAAUUUCAAAUGCUGUUGUGCAAAUGGGAUAGACAACAGGUGGAAAUUAUAGGCAAUUAGCAAGACACCCCCAAUAAAGGAGUUGUUCUGCAGGUGGUGACCACAGACCACUUCUCAGUUCCUAUGCUUCCUGGCUGAUGUUUUGGUCACUUUUGAAUGUUGGCGGUGCUUUCACUAUAGGUGUAUGAUGAGACGGAGUCUACAACCCACACAAGUGGCUCAGGUAGUGCAGCUCAUCCCGGCUGGCACAUCAAUGCAAGCUGUGGCAAGAAGGUUUGCUGUGUCUCAGCGUAGUGUCCAGAGCAUGGAGGCGCUACCAGGAGACAGGCCAGUACAUCCGGAGACGUGAAGGAGGUCAUAGGAGGGCAACAACCCAGCAGCAGGACAGCUACCUCUGCCUUUGUGCAAGGAGGAACAGGAGGAGCCCUGCAAAAUGACCUCCAGCAGGCCACAAAUGUGCAUGUGUCUGCUCAAACGGACAGAAACAGACUCCAUGAGGGUGGUAUGAGGGCCUGACGUCCACAGGUGGGGGUUGUGCUUACAGCCCAACACCGUGCAGGACUUUUGGAAUUUGCCAGAGAACACCAAGACUGGCAAAUUCGCCACUGGCGCCCUGUGCUCUUAACAGAUGAAAGAAGGUUCACACUGAGCCCGUGACAGUCUGGAGACGCCGUGGAGAACGUUCUGCUGCCUGCAACAUCCUCCAGCAUGACUGGUUAGGCAGUGGGUCAGUAAUGGUGAGGGGUGGCAUUUCUUUGGGGGGGCCGCACAGCCCUCCAUGUGCUCACCAGAGGUAGCCUGACUGCCAUUAGGUACCGAGAUGAGAUCCUCAGACCCCUUGUGAGACCACAUGCUGGUGCGGUUGGCCCUGGGUUCCUCCUAAUGCAAGACAAUGCUAGUCCUCAUGUGGCAUUGAUGCUAUGGACUGGCCCGCCCGUUCCCCAGACCUGAAUCCAAUUGAGCACAUCUGGGACAUCAUGUCUUGCUCCAUCCACCAACGUCACGUUGCACCACAGACUGUCCAGGAGUUGGCAGAUGCUUAAGUUCAGGUCUGGGAGGAGAUCCCUCAGGAGACCAUCCGCCACCUCACCAGGAGCAUGCACAGGCGUUGUAGGGAGGUCAUACAGGCAUGUGGAGGCCACACACUACUGAGCCUCAUUUUGACUUGUUUUAAGGACAUUACAUCAAAGUUGGAUCAGCCUGUAGUGUGUUUUUCAAUAUUAAUUUUGAGUGUGACUCCAAAUCCAGACCUCCAUGGGUUGAAAAAUUUUGAUUUCGAUUUUUAAAUUUUUGUGUGAUUUUUUUUGUGUGAUUAUUGUUGUCAGCACAUUCAACUAUGUAAAGAACAAAGUAUUUCAGAAGAAAUAUUCAGAUCUAGGAUGUUAUUUUUGUGUUCCCUUUAUUUUUUUGAGCUGUGUGUGUGUAUUUUAAUGUUAAUAUAAGUGUGUGUGUGUGUGUGUGUAUAUAUAAUAUAUAUAUAUAUCUCUAUAUUCACGUAUAAUUACAAUAAUUAAAAUAUAAAAUAUUUUUUUUAAAUUAUACAUAUGAAAUCUCAUUCUAACUGUAUUUUGUUAAUAUAUAGGUAACUAUUAAUAUAUAAUACACUUAGAAUGAUAUAUAUAAUUUCAUAAAUAACUACAUAAUUAUACACAUAGAAUUUAAAUACAUAUAUAUUAAAAUUCUACGUAUAUAUUUAAGUAAUCUUUUAACAUAAUUAUGUGAUUUAAUUAGUUAAAAUUGGAUUGACAUGCCUGAAAACCCGUGCAGAGAAUUUAAUAAACACGCACUAAAUUUAACCCUGUAACUUUCUAAGACCCCAUAAAACCUGUACAUGGGGGGUACUGUUUUACUCGGGAGACUUCACUGAACACAAAUAUUAGUGUUUCAAAAUGGUAACUUGCAUUAAAACGAUGAUAUAUUUUAGUAAAAGUGGUUUUUUUUUGGUUUUUUUUCUUCACACUCGAGCGUCACUUUUACUGACGAUAUAUUGUAAUAUGUUUUACUGUUUUGAAACACUUGUGUUUGUGUUCAGUGAAGUCUCCCAAGUAUAACAGUACCCCCUAUGUACAGGUUUUAUAGUGUUUUAGAGAGUCAAAUACAUUGAAAUUUGCCAGAUUGGUUAUGUUGCCUUUGAGACCAUAUGGUAGCCCAGGAAUUACCCCCAUGAUGACAUAUCAUUUGCAAAAGUAGACAACCCAAGGUAUUGAAAAAACACUCUCCAAAUAUUAGUUUUUUGCUUUUUUCACACAAAAACAAAUAUGAACGCUAACUUUGGCCAGUGUUUGUGAAUAAGUGCCUACUAAAAAUGACUGGACAUACCCCACUUGCAAUACCUUGGGUUGUCUACUUUUGCAAAUGGUAUGCCAUCAUGGGGGUAAUUCUCAUUCCUGGGCUACCACACGGUCUCAAAGGUAACAUUACUAAUCUGGCAAAUUUCAAUUUGAAAAAAACAGAAAAAUGGAAUGUGCUAUAUUUGACCCUGUAACUUUCCACAACACUGUAAAAACUGUUAAUGGGGGGUACUGUUGUACUCGUGAGACUUUGCUGAAUCCAAAUAUGGUGUUUUAUUGCAGUUAAAGCUAACAGCUCUCUGUCUUAUUUUUUUGUUUCAAAUAUGAAUAGUUCAUGAGAAAUUAAAGCCCAGUUUCUCCUGAACAAAAUGAUAUAUAAUUGUGGGUGCACUUAAUAUGAAAGAGGUGAAUUACGGUUGAACAGACCUAGCGCAAAUUCCAGUUUUUGUUUACAUUUUGUUUUGAUCAGAACGUGUACUAUUGACUCCGUCCUGAAGGGGUUAAGAAUUGUAUUUUUGUUGUUGAAAAUAGUGGUUUAUAAAAAAACAAACACAACUGGCUUUUUUUUUUUUAAAGCUGGCUCCUAGAUUCCAAGCAAAUUUGUCAAGUCCUGGCUCAUACAUAAAUAUAUUUGGCAGUAUAUAGAGAAUUUUAGUAUUUUUCCCCACCCAUAUUUUGCUUCUUUAUCUGUUGAGAUCAUCUGCUGAUUACAGAUCAUUUACAUUUUAUGAACCUGCAUGUGAUGUUUGGUUCUAGAGCGUCCUAAUGUCUGCCCCAAUGUAUGUUGGGAAUGUGUAUGCUCAGCUCUGUUAUUUUUUUUUUUUUUAUUUUUUUUUAUUUCCUCUCUCUCCCUCCUAAACUGAUAUACUAGCAGUGAAAUAUGUGGCGGUGACUGAACCCUCAGAUGCAUGGACUGUAUCAGUCUCUCUCUCGGAGUUGUGGUCUUUUGUUUGGAGGUUAUGCAUGAUUAUAAAGUACAGAUGAUCACACAUUUACUAAUUUUCAUUCUUUGGGUGUGGACUGGAAGCUCUUCUGUUUAUUCCCAUGUAUCUUAUUUGACAGAACACAGAUACAGAUGAAAUCUAGGGAAUUUGAUAAACUGUUUUGAGAUCUAUGAGCUUGAUAUCCUGUUAUACUUUACUUUCACAUUCUGCAUUUGAGUUUUGUGAGUUUUUCAUAACCUAUACUGUUGCGUUUGAAUUGUUGAAUAGUUCUCGCUGGCUAUUGAGAAAUCCCUCCCUGGAUAAGGAUUGGAGUCACCAGACUUAACUCUAACUGGGCAAAUGGCGACCUCUUCGUCCUUCUCUUCUUCGCCACGGGAAAAAUUGUAGAGCUGCUACCUGCGCUUCAUAUUCUACUCUUACAAGGAAUUACUGCCUGGACAUUCUGAUGGAUAUAUCCAUAUCCUCUUAAGGCUUUGAAUACAUAUAAUCUCUGCAAUACACUUAUUCCUCCUCCUUUCUUGGUUUGGGGAUUCCCCAUUCACCAUUGUUGGCCAGGAAAUAAGAAAAAUCUUACCAAUAUCUGCCAGAAUUUAAGAUUUGAUACGUUCUGUCCUGACUAAGUGGUGAUUUAACACCUUAAAGGACCACUAUAGUGCCAGGAAAACAUACUCGUUUUCCUGGUACUAUAGUGCCCUGAGGGUGCCCCCACCCUCAGGGACCCCCUCCCGCCCGGCUCUGGAAGGGGGAAAGGGUUAAAAACUUACCUUUUUCCAGCGCUGGGCGGAGAGCUCUCCUCCUUCUCUCCUCCUCCGUUCCUCCUCCUGGGUUGAAUGCGCACGCGCGGCAAGAGCUGCGCGCGCAUUCAGCCCGUCGCAUAGGAAAGCAUUUACAAUGCUUUCCUAUGGACGCUUGCGUGCUCUCACUGUGAAAAUCACAGUGAGAAGCACGCAAGCGCCUCUAGUGGCUGUCAAUGAGACAGCCACUAGAGGAAACAGGGGGAAGGCUUAACCCAUUCAUAAACAUGCAGUUUCUCUGAAACUGCUAUGUUUAUGAAAGAAUGGGUUAACCCUAGCUGGACCUGGCACCCAGACCACUUCAUUAAGCUGAAGUGGUCUGGGUGCCUAGAGUGGUCCUUUAAGUAAUGCUGCCAUCACAGAAAUGGCCAAGAAAAGAAAAUUCUGAUAAUGGGAGUAAGAAUUGUCCUAUAUAAUAUAGUUUUUGCUCUACUGCUGAUAAGACUACACAGGCAAUAGUCUAAUACAUCUUAGCUGUGUCUUUCUAUUGUUAGUCUGACGGGAGGCUUCUCCAUAAACUGUUUAAUAUUCACUUAGUUUUUAAAUGAGGUCGUUGUCACAUCAGUAGCCAUGUCUUAGUUAUGUAUUAUUUUUAUUUAUGACUAUUACCUAUGAUGUAUAAUUGUCAAAAUGUUUAUUUGCCUCCCAAUGAAAGGUUUAAAAAAAUAAAAAUGUAAAAAAAUAUGAGAAAUUAAUUAAUAAUUAAUAUUAUAUUAUUUUUUGGAGGGGGGGUACAUGUAUUGGUGUGUGGGUGUAGGUGUGCAUGUACAUAUAUUCGGUAAUUUGGUUGUAUUUAUAUGUACUUGUGUAUACUUGUACAAUAUACACUACUUGUGUAUAUGUACAUGUGUCUGUGUAUGCUGGAUAUAGGCCCUCAUGCAUAUCCUAUAACUCUUGGAUGGGAAUUCAUGCAUUCUUAAUAGUUAUAAUUUUUUUUAUUUUUGCUCUCCCAAUCUAGCACCAUCUUCUGCACUGUUUUGCUUUUUUUUUUCUCUCUCUUCCCUCCACCUCCUCUCUCCCCCCCCCCCUUCCUUCUGAAUUCUGUGUUGUUUUGCUCAGAAAUGCUUUAGACUUGAGAAAGGGAGGCCGUUAAAAGGCUUCAUAUACUUGGAGCCAGUUUUCAAAAGGCUCUUUACAAGGUGAGCAUUGUUAUGCAUUAUUCCUGUUCACAAUGACCAUUGGAUAUACUGCACUUAGAGUAUCACUUUUCUUUCUCUGUAUCUAUUAACCAUAUAUGACGUGGGGAGAAAUACAUCUAUCAUUCAACUACAAGAAGGUUAUGUGAUCUACCUUAAAGACACAGACACCUGGAAGUUUAGAGCCUUAGAUCUCCAAAAGGCUCUAAAUAUGAGUUUAUCCGUAUUUAUAACUCACAAAUUAAUUCUUGGUUGCAUACAAUAUUGCACUAUUAUUUGUAUCUUUUUUUUUUGUUUUGUUUUUUUUUUCUAUGUACUCAUAUAAAAGUACCAUUAAGGGUAAGCGGAUUUUAUACACUUCAAUCCAGGGAUAUUCACCUCACGCUAUACCACAAGCGCUGCACUCUAAACUAACAGCCUGAAGGGUAGAAACACCUAUUCAGACUGAUAGUUUCUGUUCUUUGGUGAUUACUUCUAUGUAGUGGGGUAUUGGGAGUACCCACAGAGUGUACACAGCAGCUAUACAAACACACUUGAUUUUGAGAUUUAUUUUUGAGCGCCACCUUUUCCAUACUUGUGUUGUAUCCUACCUUUUAUUAAUGGAAUUUAUUUGUUCUGUCGAUAAUUUUCAUCUUUUUUUUUUAGUUUUUAAAAUAUGCUUCUGGGUUAUCUGGUUGAUUAGGCAGAUUAUAUAGCUCUUGGUAAAAAGAAUUAAAUGCUUUGCCAUUUCUUUUCUGGAGCUAAUUGUAGCCCUUCCUUAAUAAUAAUUUUCUGUACCACCAUAGCCAUUUUUUUUUACCCUUGACUUUGUGAGCAUUUUAUUUAGCCUCUAUAGUACCAUUUUAUUAAAGGACCACUUCAGCUUAAUUCAGCUAGGUUUAACCCUUUUUUCUGUAAACAUAGCAGUUUCAGAGAAACUGCUAUGUUUACCUAUGGGUUAUCUAUCUGGCUUAGAUUUUUUUUUUUUUUUAUUUAUUCGCCCCAUGCCUUCUGGAGUACAAGCUGCUUCAAAGAGUGCUUAAGCUUUAGCUUAAGUGUUUUUCGCUCAAGGCAUGUGCAUCCUCUCCGUAUGGCUGCUUGUUCCCUCUCCCCCCCCCAAAUUAAUACGGUUUUAACUUGGGAAUAAGCUGUUGCAUUCUUGGCACAGUUGUUUUAUGGAGGUUCUCAAAUAAUUGUCUUUUAAUAUGUGUUUUUUACAGCUUUAAUAAAGUUUGUCUCUUGGAAUAUUGAACUAACAUUAAUCUAUAGAAAAUCAGUAUAAUGGUGUACAAAAUAAUUAAGCAAACCUAUCUGUUAAUACAUUUUAAAUGUUGAAAAAAGCACACUACAAAUCAUGUGAAUAACGUUUUCAGUCUUCAGUCACUGGUAAGACAGACCACAAAGAAAGAGGUUAUAGUUCUUGGUGGUGGGGGGGGGGUGGAGAAAGCAAGGCAUGGUUGUGGUGAAAGUAGUUAUUACAAAGAAUGUUGUGGAUUGAAAUCUGUGAUUAGUGUGUUGGAAUGAGAGAGAUAACUUUGUUAGGUGUUAACUACUAAUGUUUUUUCCAUUGAAGAUAACACAUGAUGAGUAAUAAAGUAAUGACUGGGAGAAAUAAGAAUAUAGAAUGCUUUCUUUUAUCCUGUGGUCAAUCAUGUUAACACUUAAUGCUUGAACUAUGAUUUAAUUACUUAUUCAGCCCAUAAUUAUUUGUGGUUUAUUGUGCCCUAACAAAUCUAUAUUUCUAUUCUUGAUACGCUAAAGCUUUGUUUAUGAUGCAUGGCCAUUUGUUAGUGAGUUAUUCCUAUUUUUGCUUUACUGAUGGAAAGCUUAACCUCAACGUUUCUGUCCUUUUUGCCUAGUUGAACAUUGCCAUAUAUAACUGGAAAUUUUGAUUCUUUAAUACUGAAUUUAUAGGUCGUAGAUCACCUCCUGCACGAAGUGGACACCGCUGUGUGGCAGACAACACUAAUCUAUAUGUAUUCGGAGGAUACAAUCCAGAUUAUGAUGAAUCAGGUGGGCCUGAAAAUGAAGAUUACCCCCUCUUCAGAGAACUCUGGCGAUACCAUUUUGCUACUGGGACUUGGCACCAAAUGGGCACAGAUGGCUAUAUGCCAAGAGAACUGGCAUCAAUGUCAUGUGAGUAUGGAAAGGAAUCACUUUUUAAAGUUAUUGUAUGAAUGAGAGCCAAUGGCAAGUUCACUUUAAAUCACUUAAUAGCUAUUAGUUAUUUUAUGGCUUCACUGAAAUCCUUUUUACUCUACAUUUUUGGAUCUUUAAAGGAGCACGAUAGUGCCAGGAAAACAAACUUUUUCCUGGCACCAUAGGGUUAUUAGGUGCCCCCCCCCUCCUGCUGGGCAGAAGUUUUUAAAACCCCCUCCAGCCACUUACCUCAAUCCAGCACUGGGCUCCCUCGGCGCUGGUGACCUCUCCUCCCCCUGCCGACAUCGUCUCCGAAUGCAUGGCAAGAGCCGCGCGCACAUUCAAACCACUUUCCUCUGAAACUGUUUACAGCUGCAGGGUUAAAACUAGGGGGACCUGGCACUAGACCACUUCAUUUUUUUUUAAUAUUUUUUAUAUAUAUAUAUAUAUAUAUAUAUAUAUAUACACACACACACACACAUACUUAUAUAGGCUUUUACUCACCAUUACACCUCUAACGAGAAGAAAUAUGAAAAUCACAAUUCUAAUUACAGGGUUCAGGCAUUAAAGAGCAGGUUAGCACAACAGAAAUAAAGGAAUACAUUGAGAAACAAAUGUGUCUGUGUAUCAUCGUUGUGUAUUCCACAUAGCCCUGAGUCUUGUAUUAGUGGUAAAUGAAUGCCAUCUCAGGGUUUUUGAGACCUCUACAAACCAAUAUAAGACCAAAUUGUGAAAUUGCUCAUUAUGUCUGCUGUUAAAACGAUCUUCUGGUGCGGGGGUAGGGGGUUGCCUUCAGUUGACUGGAAUGAGCACUUAACUUGUUGCUCCCUACAGAGUGGCAAAACAGUGACAAUAUAAGCGGCUUAAAGCAGUUAUACAACUAUUUUGUGUGGCAUUAACCUUUUGCUCCGCUAUGGUUACCCAUUGAAAGCAGAAACCUUUUUAUCAAAGUCAGAGCAACCAAAGUGCUCUCCUGACCUUGUGCAAGAUGGUGCUAAUUCCCUGCUCAGUGGAAAGUCGCUAGACUGUGAAUCUGAAACUCGGGCGAGGUGAACGGCUCUAUUACAGAGUUAAGAAUGUGCUCCUUACUGCAAUCCCCAUCUACGGAUCUUAUCCACCAUGUAACCCCAAUACUGCCACGGACAGGAUCUCUACCAUGUAACCCCAAUACUGCCACAGACAGGAUCUCUGCCAUGUAACCCCAAUACUGCCACAGACAGGAUCUCUGCCAUGUAACCCCAAUACUGCCACAGACAGGAUCUCUGCCAUGUAACCCCAAUACUGCCACAGACAGGAUCUCUACCAUGUAACCCCCAAUACUGCCACAGACAGGAUCUCUACCAUGUAACCCCAAUACUGCCACAGACAGGAUCUCUGCCAUGUAACCCCAAUACUGCCACAGACAGGAUCUCUACCAUGUAACCCCAAUACUGCCACAGACAGGAUCUCUGCCAUGUAACCCCAAUACUGCCACAGACAGGACCUCUGCCAUGUAACCCCAAUACUGCCACAGACCUGAUCUCACAUGACAGGAUCUCUGCCAUGCAACCCGAAUACUGCCACAGACAGGACCUCUACUAUGCAACCCCAAUACUGCCACAGACAGGAUCUCUACCAUGUACCCCCCUUACUGCCAGAGACAGCAUUUCUACCAUGUAACCCCCAAUACUGCCAGAGACCGCAUCUCUACCAUGUAACCCCCAAUACUGCCAGAGACCGCAUCUCUACCAUGUAACCCCCAAUACUGCCAGAGACAACAUCUCUACCAUGUAACCCCCAAUACUGCCAGAGACAACAUCUCUACCAUGUAACCCCCAAUACUGCCAGAGACAGUAUCUCUACCAUGUAAACCCCAAUACUGCCAGAGACAGUAUCUCUACCAUGUACCCCCCUUACUGCAAGAGACAGUAUCUCUACCAUGUACCCCCCUUACUGCCAGAGACAGCAUCUCUACCAUGUAACCCCCAAUACUGCCAGAGACAGUAUCUCUACCAUGUAACCCCCAAUACUGCCAGAGACAACAUCUCUACCAUGUAACCCCCAAUACUGCCAGACAGCAUCUCUACCAUGUAACCCCCAAUACUUCUAGAGACAGUAUCUCUACCAUGUACCCCCCUUACUGCCAGAGAAAGCAUCUCUACCAUGUAACCCCCAAUACUGCCAGAGACAGUAUCUCUACCAUGUAACCCCCAAUACUGCCAGAGACAGUAUCUCUACCAUGUAACCCUCAAUACUGCCACAGUGACAUUAUGGAAACGUACAUUGCAUGUAAAAAUUGGACAUGCAUUCCUUCCAUCUGUUUUUGUUUUAUUUUUAUAUUUGGGCAAUGUCCCUUUAAUCUAAAUCUGUAGUUUUCAGAAAUGAUUCCAAUGCGUGUGUGGUUUUUUUUUUUGUUGUUUUUUUUAAUAUAUUUCAGGAUAUUCUAUUACAAAAAAAGGAGAGAGCCCAUGGGAUUGUGUUUCUUUUAAUUAUUUUUUUUUUUUUUUUAGGAACCUUUGUGACCUAUUCACUCUCACUGCAAAACAUACAUUUUAAUAUAAAAUAUGAUAUAAUAUAAACGAUAAAUUUACAGAACUUUCCAUGCCUUCAUUUGCACAUGCUAAUGGAAAAUUGUCUUGUCCUUAUUUGCACACCUAGUGGUUCUACAUGGCUACAACCUACUCGUCUUUGGGGGCACUGGAAUCCCGUUUGGAGAGAGCAAUGGUAAUGAUGUACAUGUUUGUAACGUGAAGUACAAGAGAUGGGCACUGCUCAGCUGUCGUGGAAAAAAACCCAACCGCAUUUAUGGACAGGUAUUGAGUUUAAGUUGAUGUUCAUCCUAGAAAAAGUCUCACCAAUAUGUGUGGGAGUGUGUCAUCUCCAUUAGACAACCCCAGUUGUUUGUAUGUUGCCAAUUUAAAGAUUAGUAACCAAUAGUUAAUACCUAGAAAGUCCAGAAACUAAGCGAAUUAAAGGAUUUGUAGACCUGUGGUCAGAAUUGCAUAAUGUUACUUGGUUAAAGGGACACUGUAGGUACCCAGACAACUUCAGCUAAUUGACGUUGUCUAGGUGCUGUGUCCCUAAUGCACUUAGUGCUGCAAUGUAAAACAUUGCAGUUCCAGAGCUCUAAGUCUGCCCUCAAUGGCUGGAUUCCAGAAGCACCCCCAGUGACUGUCUGGUAGACAAACUGACCUUUUUAAGUGUAUAACUUACCCCAUCUAAGUGAUUUGAUUCCUAAUUUACCUGCGGUGCGCACGCGUGAUGACGUGAAUGGCAAUGGGUAUCCAUAGAAAUGAUGCCAACAACCUCAGUGACAUGCGCACUGCAUGGAGGAAACAAUAUAGAUGUUAAAAGAGAACCUGUGAUCGGGUCAUAGACACGGGAGAAUCUGUGGAAGACAUUUAGACAUAAUUGAACCAAUUAGAGUGGUGGAGAUUGCAGAAAAAGGAAAACGUGUGUGUAGAAAAGGUGUAACAAGAACCUAAGAAGUAAAAAUGUCUGAAGAAUGUGUAUAGAUAAGAAAACCUAAAUAGAUAUCUAAAAAAAAAAAAGAGAAACCUGUGUAAAAAUAAAGUGAUAACAAAAAAUAUAUAACCGUGUAAUAAUGUAAAUAACUGACCAACGUAGUGAACAAAAAAUGAGAAAAAGGAGAAGAAAAAUGUGUGAAACCCUAAUGUGAAUGGUCCACCACCUAACAAUCCAAUAUAGAUAUUGAUAUUCAUACAUAUAUCAUCCAAUACAAGAUAACUUCUACUAUAAUAUAAUACAUCCCUGAUAAACAAAAAUCAGAAGCAAUAUAGCUGUUAAUGCCAAUAAAGGAAAAUUAUAAUGAUUAAACAAUAAAUAAUGUGAAUAUAUCUACGAUGAAUUAAAAAUCAUAUGAUCUAGGAUCCAUACACCUAAACAAUUAAACAUUUAGGGACAUCCAGAAACGAGCUGAAUGAUAUGUACUCAUUCAGACCUUUUAGGAUGUAUAGAAUCCAACUGCUUGAUCCAAAAGGUUUCUUUUUGUAGCAAUAACCUGGAACGAUCUCUGCCUCUGGUUAGAAUGGGUAUCACAUCUAUGGCGAUGAAUUUGAGUUUCACCACUGUUUUUUGUCUUCCCAUCCCUCUAAUUCUGUCCCUGAGGGUUAAUUCCGUUUUAUCAACGUAAAACAAACCACAGGGACAAGAAAUUAAAUAUAUGAUGUGGUCUGUUAAGCAUGAAAUAUAAUGUGCCUAAGUGGACCUAAGAUCCAAACCACCAAUAAUGACAAAAUGAGUCCAGUUUUCAAUUUAUCUUCUAAACGGUUAACAGUUGAUCACAUUAAGAUUUUAUCCAAGGGUUUGACUUUUUGUACCAUUUACAGGACUGGACAGAUUUAUUUUAGACAUGGAAUUAUUCAAGAUGAACAGGACUCUUAAUCUUAACAUGUCCAGAGACCAAUGGUGUCAGUAAGAGAAACAUCCAUUUAAACUAAAGAGUACAAGGGAACCCAAAACUACGCAUGCUUCCAUCAAGACGUUUGGACAACUUAUACGUAAUGAUGUGAAAAGGUUUUGAGUAAGAACAAGUAUAGGGGAGACAAUUUAACAGCAGGUGAAAAAGCAGCCCUGAAAGAUCUGAAGGAUGAUGACCACAUUACUAUCAGACCGGCAGACAAACUGGGUGCGAUAGUAAUUCAGGAUUGCAAGGAUUACAGAGAUAAGGUUUUGAAACAACUUGGUGAUGGUACUACUUAUCAAUUACUUAUGAUCCUACAACUUCAAUCCUUGAAAAAUUACGAGCAUUGGUGUGACGAGGGAUAUCCACAGGAUGGUUGGAUAAUUAUAUAGGAGCUUUCCUGUUGAAUGAAAACCCAAAAAUACCAGUGCCGCACACCUUACCAAAGGUUCACAAGGAGACUCAUAGUUUUGGCUUGAGCAGGGUUAUUAGAACCUUGGGUGAACUUUGUAUUUUACCACUGUAAAUCCAGCAUUGAAGAUAUCUGCCUGGAAGAUACUCAAGACCUCCUGUCGAAAAUGAGAGGGCUGAUACUUCCUGAUUCCUCCGUGAUCUUUGCGACGGUUGAUGUGAAGAAUCUCUUCACAAUUAUACCACACAGUGCUGGAGUUGAAGCUAUACGUACAUGGCCAUGUGAAAGUGACAAGUGACAGGGGUCCACCCAUAGAGUUCUUAAUUGAGUGCCUUGAAUUUUUAUUGUAUCACAAUUUAGAUUUGAGAAGAAUAUUUAUAUUCAGCAAAGGGGGACGGUAAUGGGAUCGGCUAUAGCACUGCCCUAUGCAAACUGCUAUAUUUUUGAAAGGUCCAAUAUUCUCCACCGCUACAGUUCGCAAAUUAUUUCAUACCACAGGUUCGUGGACGAUAUUUUUAUUAUUUGGUCUGGAUCUGAAGGCGAACUUACCUCGAUGAUUGAAUUAAAUGAUGGAGGAUCUCCAUCUUAAGUUUAAAUUAUGAUGAAGAAAAAAUUCAAUUCCUAGAUGUGGAGGUAUGUAGAGUAGAUCGAAUGAUAAGAUUGUCUUCACUUUGUAUAAGAAACCAUGGGACCGGAACACCUUAUUGUACUCAACCAGCUUUCACAAGGUCUCAAUCUGUCGGAGAACUUCAACAAUGCUUUGCCAGCUGGGGGAUCUACCAUCUGCGCAUCGUUUCAGGCUUAUAUUUGUGAGCAGUGUUUGAGCGUUUGAAUGUAAGCAUGUUUUUGUAUUAAGUAUAUGUGUAUGUAUGGGUGUAUUUGUAUAUACUGUUGCCAUUGGAAUGUAGUGGUGUACUUGUUUGUAAUGUUUGCGUCUGAAUGCAGGUGUGCUAUUUGUGUGUAGUGUUGGUGUUUGAACGAAGGGGUGUUUGUAUAUAAUUUUAGUGUGUUAAUGCAGGAGUGUGUUUGUAUGUAAUGUUUGCUUUUGAUUGCAGUGCAUGUGUAGUGGAUUGUGUGUAUAUAUGUGUGUGUAUAUGUGUGUGUGUGUGUGUGUGUGUGUAUAUAGAUAUAUAGAUAUAUACACGCAAAGACAGGAGGUGAUGGGUGACCGUGUGGGAGGGAGUGUGUGUGCUGGUAACCGUGUGGAGGGGCAAUGUGAGGGCAGGGGGAGAAGGGGUAACGGUGUGGGGGCCAUAUAUAUGGUCUCAAAGGCAACAUUGGUUUGCUGGGCCUAUCUCCCAUGUUUGCACAUUUUAAUUUGCCAAAGGGGAAAGCCCUACAUUUGACACCUGUAAGUUUGCAAAAACCCAUAAAACCUGUAUAUUGGGGGCACUGUUGUACUCUGGAGAUGUUGCUGAACACAUAUCGGGGUGUUCUUUGUCAGUAACACAUAACACGAACUGAGAAUCCAUGCCUAAUGUACAAUGUGCGAGAAAAGUAACAAAAAAAAUGACGACCCAAAAGUUUGACAAAGACUGGUGGUAGAAUAAGUGCAUGGAAAGUGUUAAAAUACAACCAUUUGAAAUACCAUAGGGUGUCUAAUUUUUAAAUAUAUAUUGUUUGAUAUGGGUAAAUUUACAUUGGCCGGCUUCAAAAAUGUCCCAAACAUGGCUGCAUGAUGACCAGCUGUGAAAAUUCCAAGUUGGUAAACUGGAAUGCGCACCCUCCAAUUAAGGUCUUCUAGCCCCCAGAGAACCCAACACCCCUAUACAUGGAUGGUAUCCCUAUACUCAGGAGAUGUUGCUGAAAACAUAUUGGGGGUGUUUUUUGGCAGUAACCCUUAAAGUUCUCCAUACAUGUAUUCUUAAAUUGCUAUGUGUGUCAAAAAAAUAAAUUAUUUGUAUUUAUUAAUUUGGCAUAGAUUGGUGGUAAAAUGGUUGCACGAAGAGUCAAAAUACCCCGAGUUUUAUUCCUUGGGUUGUCUUCAUUUAAAAAGUAUAUACAUGUGAAGGGUUAUUCAGGGAUUCCUGACAGAUAUUAGUGUUACAAUGUAACUUGCGUUAAUUUAGAGAAAAAUAAGUGCUACUUGUACUUAUUUCCCUAUAACUUUCCAAAAAAAAAGCGAAGAACAUGUUAACAUUGGGUAUUUCUAAACUCAGGACAAAAUUUAGAAACUAUUUAGCGCGGGUUUUUUUGGUGGGUGUAGAUGUGUAACAGAUUUUGGGGAUUAAAAAAGUGUGUGGUUUUGUUGUUUUGUUUUGUUUUUUCAUACUAUAUAAACUGUAUACUAUAUGAACUGUAUAUAGUAUGUGUGGGUACAGUAAAUGAGUAAGAGGAAAAUUGCAGCUAAACACUGCAGAAAUGUAAAAACAGCCCUGUUCUCAAACGGUAAGAAAAUUGAAAAGUGGUCUGGUCACGAAGUGGUUAAUUACAUGGUUAGCGACCCUUUCUAUGAAAGGUUACUCCAACAAAAAGUGUUUUAAUAACACACUAUGUUUGGUUAGAGUAACUCUUGCAGCAGAGAGAAGUUUAAAAAAAGCAAAACGCUUCACUGCACUUCUCUUUACAAGACAAUCAUUGGUUCAUGAUGCUCUGGGUUUGUAUGUACUUUAUUUUGCUGAGAAUAGGGUAAUUUGGCAUUCUUUCCACAGUGGCAUGUGAGCACUUGGCACUGUUGAGUUGAAAUUCAUUUGCAUCUGAUGUUCUGGCUUUGUCAAGAAAACCAAUGUAAAUAAACUUGCAGAAUUUUUAAUAAAUUAAACCCAAGAGGCAGUUGGACUUGAAACUAUUCUCCCCAACUCAAUACAAAUAAAGGAUAUUUGUUGCAGAGUGAUGAAUACAAGACAACCUACUAGAUGUACCCCUUUCACUACUAAUUAGUGUUUCAUUUUGGGGAGAGAAAAAUGUUAUUUUAAUAAUGAUCAUUGCUGGGUGUGAGUAGUAUAAUCCUAAAUUAUCAAUUUUUUUUUUAUUUUUUUAAUUUUUUUAUAGGCAAUGACUAUUAUAAAUGGUUUUUUGUACGUGUUUGGAGGAACCACUGGUUAUAUUUAUAGUACAGAUCUGCAUCGUCUGGACCUCUCUACCAGAGAAUGGACUCAACUGAAGCCAAAUAAUCCACCGUGCGACCUUCCUGAAGAGAGGUAAAAUGUUUACACUGAGCAAUCCUUCUGCUCAAUUUAUCCCUUUUCCCCUGCCUACCCAUUAUAUACAAUCCCUUCUGUGGUUUCAUGUUGUAGAGGCAAGAGACCAUAAUUUACAAUAGAAAUGUUUAGCCUUAAAGUGAACCUAUUAUGAGAAUUACAUCUUACCUUAAAGGAACACUAUAGAUGCAGGAACACAAACCUGUAUUCCUGACCCUAUAAUGUUAAAAACACUAUAUAUCCCUGCCUUGCUCCCCUAAAUAUAGUAAAAGCUUGACUUUAUUCUACUCUUUAUCUGCUUCCUUGGCUGACAUAAUCUGAAUGCAUUGGAAUGGCAGUCUGUGUUCCUUGGGGACCCACAUGAUAUAUUGUGGGAGAUCUGAUUGCAUCAGGAGCGAUUCCACAUCCACCCAUCUUCUCUCUUUGAGGGGGGCAUGCCACAUUGCCACCUAGGCCAACUGAACUGCGACAUAAUAAAAGUAAAGGUUUGGUAACCCUAGGCCUUCCUGUCAUUUUGGCCGAUACAGUAUGUUUCAGGACACCAUGUGGCAUUUGUUUUGCCACAUAAAUGCACCUAUUGCUUGUUGUAGUGAUGCCAGUCCCGCUUUGGUAACAUGUACUGGCAGAGCCUGAAAAAGAAAGGAUCCUCGGGAGGACAUUCCUUUUGAUUGUGUGGAUCCGUCCUAUCCACAAGAUAGGUUUAUCUAUCCAUUUCUCCAAGUCCUUCAUAAGGAGUUUUAGUAGAAGGUAUGUAAUUCAAUGUAUAACUUAAAUGGGUCAGCAGAUAACUGGAUCCCUAGAUAUGAGAUCGAGCAAGUUGCUAUCUUCAGAGAGUGAGCUUCUCGAAUGGAUGCCGUGCCUGCCGCAGACAGCCCUACUGGAAGAGCGCUUGUAUUUUCGCUAGGAGCUUCGUGUCAUGGUUGAGCGAUAUGGGUCAGUAGUGUUCUGGGAGUAAUGGAUCUUUGCCUGGUUUAGUGGGAAGAACUAUUGUAGAUGGGGACAUGUCUUAUCUUGCAGGCCCUUGUCUCUGAAGUCAUUAAAUAAAGUAGCCAGGUGAGGAGUCAGUUCUCACCUAAAGUUUAUAAUCGCUUCCAUCUAAGUCAUCUGGUCCAGGGGCCUUGUUCCCUUUGAGUCCCCAAAUCGCUUUGUUAAUCUCUUUGGUUGUUACUGGGGAGUUUAUGACGUCAGCGGCUUUGGAGCUCAAUUUAGGUAACCCCAAGGUUGAGAGGAAUGUGUGUGUGUACUGGCUCUCUCAUCCCUCUGUUUGCGGUGGUCCGUGGGGGAAUGGUUAUAUAGUGAUUUUAUAUGUAGUGGAAUGGUUGCUCUAGCUACACUUUUUCCCUUUUGUUCGGCUGUCCGUACACCAAACAAACCGUGUGGGUCCCCAGAUUCCUUUUGUAUUUUGGCCACCCUGUGCCCAUUAUUGGUGCAGGGUAUGUUAAUGUACUGCUUGUCUGUACCUCUCCCCCUCCCCUUAUUUUUUCCUGUCCUAUUAUUUCCCCAGCAAUGUGUUGUCCCAGGGACACUGCCAGACCAGUUUAAACUAGCUGCUUUGUCCCUCCUCAAUCUCCCAUCAGCCCUUGCUAUUGUCUGACCGCACCCUUCCUUAUACUCUAGUACUCUAUGCACCAUUGUAAGUAAAUGAGACUGAGGGUUUUAAACUGUGUGCUUUGUGUCGUCGUCCAGUAACUGGGGGAAAGUGUUUUGGGAUAUUUUACUGCUUAUUUCGGCUACAAGGACUAACCGCAGAGAUCCCUAUGCUUGGUUACUGGAGCUCCGCUACAUUAUAGAAAUUGGUGACUAUCAAAGCAAUGUCUAUCGGGUUAGUCCUAUAGACCCGUUUGCAUGUCGAAGGGAGGUCACGUGAGUAUGCUGCUAUCAUGGCCGUAGUGACCUAGCUAGCAAGGUGUCCAUUUAAUUGGCCUUUUCGUAGAAAGGUCUAUUAGGACCAGAUGAUUGCCCAGGCCGUAUCAUCAAGGAAUAAGUUCUUGAUGGGUGAGCUCACCGUUACUAAUUGGGAUAAGAUGUCAUCCGUGUGGUUCGAUUUAUGUCUCUGCUCUAUGGUCCCCAAGGAGUUUAAAAGUUGUGUUUAAUCUCUGGAUUUUCUGUUUCUUUUUUAGGGUUUCCAAUCUGAGUGUGCCCCUGAUCACCGCUUUGUGCGCAGCCCAUAUUGUACCCGUGCUCGGUUCCGUUAUAUUUUUUUUUGCAAAAUAUUCUGCGAUGUCCUUUUUAACCGCUGCCGUAAUAAUGGUGUCCCGUAGAAAGGAUGCAUUGAAAUCAGCCCAAUGAUGGAACUUGUGUGUAGCGUCACCAUGGACGUGGAAGCUUAGUGUGGUCAGACCAUGUUAUGGAGCCCACAUUGGAUCCUGUGAUUCUGGCCACGCUAAGACUGUUUACUAGGAAGAGGUGAAUACAUGAAUAUGUGCCAUGUGGUGCAGAGAAAAACGCGUAGUAAACAUCACUCUGAUGAUGUGCUCUCCAUAUGUCCACCAGGCCUGUUGACUUCAUAAAUUUGCGCAUCAACUUAUCUUGGAUGCCCAUAUUAUGAGAUCUGGGAAUUCUGCUACAGGAGCUCCUGUCCACAGCUGGGCACAGCGCCACUUUUAGGUCCCCUCUCAAUAUUAUAAUUCCAUUGGGGAGAAAGUGGAGUUUGUUCUCAAUGCCACUCCAGUAAUUGGACUCUGGUGCAUUAGGUGCAUAUAUAUUGAUCAGGUGGAGGGUGCCCAAAAGCAUAAUGUACCGCCCAUUCGGAUCCAAAUCUGUGGGCGUGAUGCGAAAAGGACACCACCUGCGUGUCAGGAUUGCUACCCCAUUACAUUUGCAGGGAGUGCGGGCCUCUGUAGAUGUGCUGUACACAUGGUCCCGUAGUGGGAACGCGGCAUGCAUGGGGAUGUGGGUCUCCUGUAGGAAAACUAUAUCGGAAUUUAGGCGCUUGAGUUCUCGUAACAUGAGGUGCCAUUUCUUAGAAGUAUUGAGGCCUUAUACGUUCAGAGAAGUGAGUUUUAGUGUCAUGACCACUUCCUGAUUGCGUAGCUAGUAAAAUCGCUCACCUCGGCCCAGAGAGCCGCCACCUCAAACUGUGGAUCACACGCCCCAAAGUAGUAAAACUGUAAGUACCGUAUAAGGGUGACAACCAGCUGGUCUAAGGGUAGUUUUUCUUCUUUUAAAUAUAGUCUGCUCCUUUACUGUGUUGAUUCCCUUUAUGUAUUUGAAUGUUUCUAUCUAUCACCCAUGUCUAUUCUUUCGUCCAAGCUAUACAUGUUAAGAUCCUUUAACCUUUCCUUGUAAGUUUUAUCCUGCUAUCCAUGAACCAGUUCAGUAGCCCUUCUCUGAACUCUCUCUAAGGUAUCAAUAUCCUUCUGGAGAUACGGUCUCCAGUACUGCAUACAAUACUACAAAUGAGGUCUCACCAGUGUUCUGUACAAUGGCAUGAGCUCUUCCCACUGCUAAUACCUCUCCCUAUACAAACAAGCAUUUUGCUUGCAUUGUCUUCUGCUCCAUUACAUUGUCUACAAAUACAAAAAAACAAGUCCUGCACCCACUCCCAUCACUCCUGGGCGACAGCAACGACCACAGUACACAUCAGCUCCAAUACAUAUAGUAAAAACCAAAGAAAAAGUUACCUGUGCUCUCUCCUUAAUCCCUAUGCUCUCUCCUUAAUCCCUAUGUAUAUUUAAACAAAUGGAGGUCAUUUAGUUACUCCAAUGGCCCCGGAGGGAAUGCCCGCCUGCCAACGUCAAGGCAGACCCCCCUAGACUGGUCCUUCACUGACCCUUCACCUUGCUUCCUUGAGCCUCUGGCAAAGAUAUGAGACAGAGAGGGGUAUUUUUUAUAUACACACCUAUAUACUUAUUAACCCUUAAUAGGGAACACAUGGGAUGGGUGGCAGCAUUGUAACCUAGCUGUGUUACAGCUUUCAUGUGCAAGAGUGUCAAGAGCCUUACUGAAAUCUAGGUAAGCAAUGUCUACUGCCCACCCUGAUCUAUUAUUUUAGUUACCCAAUCAAAAAAAUCAAUAAGAUUAGUUUGGCAUGAUCUCCCUGAGGUAAACCCAUGUUGUCUCUGAUCUUGAAAUCCAUGUGUUUUAGAUGUUCAUCAAUCCUAUCCUUUAACAUGGUUUCCAUCACUUUCCCCACUACUGAAGUAAGGCUUACUGGCCUAUAGUUGCCCGACCCCUGCCUACUACCUUUUCUUGUGAAUGGGCACAACAUUCAAUAUCUUCUGGGACUACCCCUGUUAACAAUGAUUGGUUAAAUAAAUCUGUUAAUGCUUUUGCUAGUACACCACUAAGCUCUUUUAAUAACUUUAGGUGUAUUCCAUCAGGCCCCAUUGACUUAUUUGCCUUUACUUUUGACAGUUAAAAUAGAACCUCUUCCUCUGUAAACUCACAUGUAACAAAUGGCUGUUGUCCUUUUUCCUAACUGAGGUCCAUUUCCUUAAUUUUCAUCUGUAAAUGCUGAACAAAAAUAUUCAUUGAGGCAGUCAGCUAGACCUUUAUCCUCUUCUACAUACCUUCCUCCUUUUGUUUAUAAUCGAACUAAUCCUUGUUUUACUUUCCUUUUCUCAUUUAUGUAUCUAAAAAAUGUUUUAUCUCCUUGUGCUUGUAUUUUAUUAUAAUUUUGCCCUUUUAUAUGGCUUGCUGUUUUUAAAACCAGGUACCGACAUGAAAUUGCACACGAUGGACAGCGGAUCUAUGUUUUGGGUGGUGGCACCUCCUGGAUUGCAUACUCAUUAGAUCAGGUAAAGUAACUUUUAAUACCUUGGGAUACAGAUCGCAACCAUCUAAAUAAAUCCCACGCUUCCUGCACUGCAAUUAUUCUAGAAUGGCCUUUCUCAUUCAUAUUAAGUUUCUACAUGCUAGUUACUUGUAAGAAUUCACAGAGUGACGUCCAUGAAAAGACGCAGCAGCUGUGUGCACAGCUAAUCUGCCUCCAAAUUAUACAAGUAAAAUCCCACUAUUCUCAUAGCAGGUGGAUGCACAGAAGGUUUAAAUUCUGCCUCCUUUGAAAGGAACAGCUGUUCAUACAGCCACUCCAGACCCCUAAAUUACCAGGCUGAUAAAAGCAAAGUUCAAGGCGUUCAAAAUAAUGUGAAGUCUUCUAACCUUUCAUAUAUAUGUAUUCGCUUGCACAGUGGAUAGAUGAAAAAUAUUUUCACUUAAAAUGGCAUUGUUUGAAAGCAUGCACUUUUAAGGUCAAAUAUUUAUAUAUAACAGUUUAAUCAUUUUUCUUUUUAAUACAUGUAUGUGUUUUGUUCCGCUGCACCCCCUGCCUAUUAUUCAUUCACAGUUGUAUUUUGAGAGUUGUUGGUGAGAGCAGGUGGUAUUGGAUGCUAUAAUUUUAAAAGCAAUGGAUAUCCUGCAUAGAUUAGUCUUGUUAAACUUGUUGCAUUGUCUUUUCAUAUAAAGAUCCACGCAUACAACUUUGAAACAAACACCUGGGAAGAUAUUCCCACCAAGCCACACGAAAAUUUAGGUAAGCUAAUCCAACUCUUCUUUUAACACUGUUAGUUUGAAAUACUGUUUUACAUUUCUUUUUUUUUUUAUAUCUCCGCUAAAAUGGUGGAAGGCAUUCAUUUGAGUACGCAUCGAAAAUCUGUUUCUUCUUAUAUUUGAGAUCUUGCAAUUGUCUUAUGUUCGUGAAAGAAAUGUCUUUACUGUUGCAGGUUUCCCUGCUGCCCGAAGGUGCCACAGCUGUGUCCAAAUAAAGCAAGGUAGGCAUGGUUUGUGAAAUUCAAACUGUAGCUUUAGUGUUAGUGAGGAUUCUUAGGAAAACACUACAGCUUCCAACCUUUAUUGGGAAUUAUUGCAAGCAAUGCAAAACGAUGUAGUGGGAAAAAAAGCAAUUUUAAAGAACAUGUGGUAAACACUAUAGCUCAAAACAAAGAACAAGUGAUACAGCAUAUAAAUGCUAAGAUAAUUGGCUGUAAUGAAAUGUAAGACCAUACCAUUUGCCGUUAACACCAAUGUCUGGUCAAACACAUUGAAAGUGUCAAAAAUAUAGGGGUGCUUAGCCAGUAGCAAGUAUCAUAAAUCACACCAGCACUACAAAAUGAGAUAGUAGGUUGCCAAAAAUAAUUGGUAAGUGAAGUAGUCAUGAAGGAAAAACAUGGUAGCCUAAAAGUCCUAAAGUAUAUGAAUCUUGUAUUGAUUUUGUGAGGGUAGCAAAUGGAGGAAGUAGAUGAAAAAUGGAAUCUCUGCACAGCCAUAAGAAAACCCAACAAAAUUUUUUUUUUUUUAUAUGGGACUGCCCUUAUCCCAGUGAUGUACGCUAGGUUUGGGGUGGGUGGUUAAGUUAGUUACCUAGUAGUGGGAAACCUCAUACUAUGGCCUUUGAAGAUAACCAAAUUAAGGAUAAUCAUGUUAUGGUAGCAAUAAGGGGCUAAUAAAAAAAAUAGCAGAUGGGAUCCAUCCAAAAUAGUUGUCCAUUUUAUAGCAUUUUGAUAAAAUUGUGGAAAAAAGAGACAAACAAAAGCAAAACAAAUUGAAGAAAAUAAACGUGUAUUUAGGAAAGCAUUAAGGGCCCUUGGAUCAGUAUCAUGGCUGCAUUUUAAUGUAAGGAUGAUCUUCUAAUGAUGCCAAGUUAUGUUAGCCACAAUGCUUAAAGGGAAACUUCACCGCAAAAACAAAUAAAUUAAAAUCACUGUUUAGUAAAUAUACCCACAAUGAAAACAUGCAUGCCUUUUCUUCUCAUUGAGCUGCAUUGGGAAGUCUGAUUGGACAGCCGCAGAAAGUUUGGGCGGGGUUAGAAGGAGAGGACUUGCAAAGGCUGCAGACCAGUCUGACCUUUUCAAGCUGUUUUUAGAUAUACCCCAAUGAAAAAUGAAUGUUGUAUUGGCAGUAUAUAUACUAAAGAGUAAAUUAUGUAUUUAUUUUAACUUUUUUUGGGGGGGUGGGUACUGGGGUGUCCCUUUAAAAAUAUAGCCGUGAAUAGAGGCAUUGAUUAUACAUUCGAAUCCUGUUCUAGUUCGCCUCCUGCACUCCUCUCACCACCAUCACAGGCUUAUAUGAAGUGUGUGAGAUCCAUCAACACAAAGGGGGUCAGGUUUAGCGGUAAAUAAAUAGGCUCUAAUGAGAGUAUGAUCCUUGCCCUGAGGCUAGUCUGCUAGCCCAGCAGUAUGGCAGUGAGCAGUUAAACUAAAGAUCCUCUGAGAAAAAUCUGCAUUGUUACCAGAUAUGACUGUAGCCUAAUCUAAUACAAAUAACAACAAAUAAUUGUGUUUGCAUUGCAGAGGUGUUUAUCUGUGGUGGUUACGAUGGAGAAACUAUCCUGGGGGAUCUCUGGAAGCUGAAUUUGCAGACGUUUCAGUGGACGAAACUUCCUGCACUUAUGCCUGAGCCUGCUUACUUCCACUGUGCAGCAGUUACACCGGUAUGCUAUCUGAAAUUGUGUAUUUAAACUACAAAAAUCCCUCCAUUGUUUGAAUUUCAAAUAAACCUUUUUAUUUUAUUUUUUUGUAUUUUUUUUGUCAAACUUUUUAUUGAGGAAAGUAUAUAGAUAUGACAUGCAGUGAGAUUCAAAAGGCAAUGUACAGAUAUAGCAUAAUAAUUCUGUUUGGUAAUACCUAAUUGUUGUAAAGAACUGAACCUUGUUGGGACUCUGUACCCUAUUAAUUGAAUGACAUACUGAUAAAAGAAAGGAAAAGAAAAAAGAAAAGGAAAAGCAGUAGGUGGUUGGUUAAAACGAGAGACAGACCUGACUCAGGCAAGAUGGUGUCAAAUAAUGUCCAAGAACAUUCGUAGCAUACAGAGGAGUGCACAGGACAGAGUCCAAACUUUGAGAAGCUUGAGAAGUAUGUAACAAAGGCAGCAACACGUUGGAGCGAGAUAGGCCAUCCCUCCAGCCCCAGGCUGGCAUGAAGGCCAGAAUAUUCAAGCCACGGAUCUGGAGGCUCACGGAGGAAAAGUUCUUCCCAAUGUGGGCAUACCCAAGGGUUUCUUAUUAACAAGCAGUCUUUUAUUAGAAGUUCAGAGGAAAGCCUUGACAAUGGGGCACAUGGUUGUGUUAAAGCAUUCUCUUAAUCUCAUUAUAUCUCUCCCCCCCCCCCACUUCUGUAUUUCUGUCUUUUAUAUGUCUCAAAUAUCAACCACACUUUAUGUAUGAUGGAGGGUGACAUCUAUCUCUCCCCACUUUUGUUUGUUCAGAUUCUCCAUUUUCCUCACUGUUUGAGCUUUUGCAUCCCAGCGACCAAAGCCACAUGAGUCCAAUACCCCCUACCCUAAUGUCUCACAAUCACAUCUAUCUAUGUGAGUCAAUCUAUACCCUCAUCCCUAAUGGGUCUCCUAGUAUCCACUCUGUCCCUAUUGUCUCUUCUACCCUCUCCCCCUGCCUUUUCUGGGUUUUGCCAACAGUCUGGUAAUUUUGUUUUUCUUGGCGUAAUCACACUUCUGGGCAUCAUUACUAUAGGGAUAAAUGAGCAUGGCUUAAAACAAAAUUGUAUCAGAUGGAAUGUAUGUUUAAGAAUCAAUACAUAUAAACUACUUUUAACUCUCUUCUAGGCUGGCUGCAUGUAUAUCCAUGGAGGGGUCGUCAACAUCCAACAGAACAAGAGGACCGGCUCAUUGUUUAAAAUAUGGCUAGUGGUACCCAGCCUGCUGGAACUGUGCUGGGAGAACUUAUUAAAGUAUUUUCCCCAUCUUGCUCACCUGCCUAAAAAUCAACUCCUGCAGCUUGGAUUAUCACAAGGGCUUAUUGAGAGGUUGAAAUAAUAUUCCUAUUGUAUAAUCUUUCUCUCCUACUGAGCUGUAACACUUACAGGAGUCCUCCACAGGGGAACGCUGCUAACAAGAUCAGAAUACCUGGACUUUAUUCAAACAUUCUCUGUGGCCUUCAAUCAGUUUCACAUUUUAACACCAGCGCACAUAGCAGUGGUUUUAAACAAAUGUCACAUUUAUUGGAAAUGUUUUUUUUUUUUUGUUUUUUUUUUGUGUAAGUCUUCUUAAUUCAACUUGUGCUUUUAAUUGAUAUUUAAGCUAUUUGUUGCUCAAGGCAAGGUUUGGGGGUAUUUUUUGUUUGUUUUCUUUCUCUUUCCCUCCGCUCCUCUGGAUAACUGAUCACAGAAGAUUUUUCAUAUAAGAUUUGAUGCGAUCAAUGCAAACAUUUGGGUCUUUACUAUUUUUUUACAUUUUUUUGCAAUUCCAAGGCUACCCUAAGUUUCUCUUAUGAGUUACAUUACUCUGUAAAAAGGUCCCUCUACUCAUCAGAUUUAAACUUCUUUGCCAUUUUCAGACUUUUAAUGACAAGAACGCAGACGUCUGUUUUAAUCUAAACAUGGAAUUGAGUUAUAUCCUUCAAAGGAUUGGAGAAUGCACUCUUCUUAACCAUACUUUGGCAAUGGAAUUGAAAUGACAAGCACUUGUCCAAAAAACUUGCUUGUUGGCCAUCUGACAUAUUAAAUACACUGAUGAAUUACAGGUCUAAGCAUGCUAGGCCAUAGAGUACAUGAAUUAAGUGACUAAGUACCAUGCAAAAGUGAACCAUCUGGUCUUUGUGAUAUUUUAUUUUCAUGGCACUGUCUAAAUUAUGUUCUUGCUUUACCUAUUUCUUAUACACGUACUUUGUUUUAAUUACUAGUUUUCAAUUCUGUUCUCGCCAACUGUGAAUGGUUCAGGCUUUACAUAUUGUUUUGGAUCAUUAGUAGUUAGUUUGGACUUGAGAACUCCUUGUGUAAUGAAAUCCUUCAGUGCUUCUCUGUCCUUGUCCAUUGGUAUCAAAAUCUAAAGGCCACCCGUUUGUUAAGCUGUUAAACUCUUCAAAUUGCCAUCACAGUGUUUAUUAUCCUAUUAUUUAAAUGUACCUCAAUGGGGGAAAAAAAUAAAAGUAGGCAAUUCAGACAUUUUAAAGAGCAAUUUGGGGCAGUGCUUUAAAAGAUGGAGCUCUGCUUUAGAAAUUCACUUCAUACAGAAGCAACAAUUUGCUGUUCACUGUGCGUUUCUUAUGAUAUUCUGAAUGAGUUUGGUUUUAUUCUUAACAAACUGGUCAAGAUUUUCUAUGUUGGUGACGUGCAUUGCCAUUCAUUUAGCUUGCCUUGACAUAAAUAAACAUAGGGAUGGAUUCCAUUGCUCUCUCAACUUUGCAACUUUAAAUGUGCUCAGUCCUUUAGAAUGUAUCUACAAGUCAACAAACAUGCUGUUCAGUUUUCUGUUUGAUUUGUGAUUGCUUUCUUUUUUAUAUAUUCUUUUUUUUUUUUUUUAUGUUUAUUCAUGUGGUCUAGGCAUGUGCAAGACCCAUAAUCUGGCUGAUCAGUGAAAACAACAGAAGGCCAAUCAUAAUUGACUAGUUGUGCAAAGGAUUUAAGAUUUUAUUUUUUGCCAGAAAACAAGCUGUGGUUUAGAUCAGGGGUUGCCAACGCAGUCCUCAAGUACCCCCUACCAGUCCAGGAUUUAGGGAUUACCCUGUUGUCUAAAGUGUUUUGUUCUUUGUUUUUUAACUUUCUAAAACACCUUGGACUACUGGGUAAUCCCUAAAUCCUGGACUGUUACGAGUAUUUAAGGACUGGGUUGCGAACCACUGGUUUAGAUUAUAAAUCUGAGCUGCCUUACAAUCAGGCUUUCUAAUGUAUGGUGGUGUUCUGCAUGACAGAUCCUACAUAAAUCUGAAGCCUUUUUAUUCUUUCACCAGAUAUGCAGGGAUUUGUGCCAAGAGUGGUUUUGUUACUCUUUAACAUCUAUAAAUCUGAGUUUUAGGGUAAAAUCAAAAGGUAAUGUCCAUUAUUUGAGAUCAGGAUGUUGAAAAUCAUUCUGAAAUACUUCUAAGAUAUUUUAAGACACAAAAUCUACACAAGACAAGAUCCUAUGUGCCAGAUACAAAACCAUUUAAGUUUUUGUUUUUUGUUUUUUUUCUUUUUUUAUAACACUACAACUUCCAUUUUGCUUCAUUACAUGCUCAUUACCAUUUUUUUUUAUUCAAUCACAUCCAAUAAUGUAAACACUUUGUCAUACUGAAAGCUAGCUUUGCAAGUCACACCUACAUGUACAUUUUUCGAAGAUCUAUGUUCUUUGUUUUGUGUCGAAGCGCAUGUUAUUUAUUUUGAGCAGUGGAUUUUAAAAUUAUUUUAUUACAGUUGUACUGUAGCAUGUCUGUUUUUUAAGUCAUUUGGAAGACUUGUUUACAUUACAACAUUUAGUGCCUGUUAAGAGUAUACUAUCACGAUAUGUUGCAUUAUUUAAUACCUUUCAUGACCAUACAUUGCCUUAGCAAUAAUAUUGUGAAUGAACCAAAUAUAGUUUUUCAAUGUAAAUCUACUUCCAGUUGAAUUGUUAGGAGAAAUUCUGCAGAACAAAUUAAAUUUUAUUAUUAUAAAGUAAACUUCAUAUAUUUUAUAGAUUAGCAGCCCUUUAAAAUGUUAGCUUGACUCCACAUUGACAUGCACAAGUACACCAAGAAAUUCUGCUUGCAGAUCCAUUUUCCGCAUCAUUCUUUUUAUAGUAUGAGUAUUUACAUUUUGUUCUGUUAUCCCACAGUGCUGGCAGCUGUUGUUGGGAUUAAGCAUGAAUAAUUUAAUUUAUAUAUAAUUUUUUUUUUUUGGGGGGGGGGGUGGUCUAGUCAAUACACAAACAGUGUUUUGUCUUGUUUUUGUUCUCAUGCACCAACUUUUUUAAAAAAAUUUUUUAUUAUAUAUUAAGUCUGUUUUAAAAGAUCAUUAUGAGCCAUGUUCAUUAGAAAAUACACAAACUAGCAGCCAUUAUUACUUUUUUUUUUAAUCUGGUUUUACAAACCAUGCAUUUCACAAUUUAAACAAAUGUACACCGAAUGGAAAAAAUGAACUGGCUUUGAUCUGUACAUGUAUUUAUUUUUUUCAUCUCCCACAACUAGCUUUAACAAGUAGUAUUAACAUUUGCAUGCUUCAUUUAUGUUGAACUAUUAUACUUGGUUUCCCUUUAUAUUUUUUAGUGGAGCCUCAUUUAAGUUUUAAUAGUGUAUGAAUUCCAACAGGUUAUUCUAUUACCUGCAGCAAGAGGGUUGGUACACAUAGUGUGUGAAGUUCCAAAUGGCAUGUGUCACCCAAGAAGUUUACAUUGAGAAUAGAGCAUAGUUUCUUGUGCUCUGUUUAUGAAUGUAAAAUUCAAAGGGCACACAUCUACUUCAUGCAGAUUAUUUUUUUUUUAUCUUCCUCAGCAUGUUGUAUAAAGUAGUAAAUUUGUAAAAUGUUCAGCUUUUAAAAGGUGUCUUUUCAUUGUAAAAUCCAAGUGCAAUAUUUUACUUUGUCCAUGCAUGAUACAUGCAUUGUAUAACUGUGUCC